Messenger RNA from Pelobates cultripes (western spadefoot toad), 54172 nucleotides. Lineage: Eukaryota; Metazoa; Chordata; Amphibia; Anura; Pelobatidae. The record is from the annotation of a GenBank genome assembly.
AUGCAUGGUAAUACUGUACGGUGGCUGUAUUUCUGGAAGUCAUCUCUUUUUUCACCACCCACAGUCACUCAUGUCGUUUUUCCUAAAUUAAAGGAUAUUUCCAUCGCCCCCUCUCUGAAUCAGAGAAUAUCCUCGCACAUGUGGCGGAGGAUGUGAUAAUAACUGCUGCAAUGUGUAUGCUCAUAAUAUUUCAAGUAGAAGAAUUAAAUAAUAAAUGUAUUUAUCAAACUUGCAGUUUAUUUUCAGUAAGGAGUGAGUGAUGUAUUUUAACCCUUGGUGCUGUGCUAAUUAUCCCUCCUUUCUCCACAGUGUUCUUACAGGGUACAAUGGCACCAUAUUUGCUUACGGACAGACGGGCAGUGGAAAGACUUUUACAAUCACCGGGGGAGCAGAGCGUUAUAGUGACAGAGGAAUUAUCCCUCGGACCUUGUCUUACAUUUUUGAACAAUUUCAGAAGGUUGGUAAUGGAUUUGGGAAUCAGGAAACAGAACAACUCAAAGUUAUUGUAGCCCAAAAUGCUUAGAUGCAUUUUUAAAGUAUGAGGCAUCAGACUUUCUCCCAUUUAAACGAUUCUCAGAACCCUUCUCGGCACACCGGUUGGUGUCAUUAGCCUGCUUCUAAGUGUGAAGCUAUUAGUCCAUUACUUUGAUGCUGCAAUGUCAAUUAUUUCCAAAAUCUCCGUGAUUGAGAUUGGAUGCCAAGCCGUCUCUAAUAAUCUGUUUGUGUUUUUAUGUUCCAGGACAGCAGUAAAGUAUACUCUAUACAUAUCUCCUACCUAGAAAUUUAUAACGAGUGUGGAUAUGAUUUGCUGGAUCCCAGACACGAGGCUUCUAAACUGGAAGAUCUGCCGUAAGUGCUCAAUUCACAUAUAUUACAAAAGCACCUCACCAUAUGGACCUACCGUCCCUCCAUCAGUAACCUACACUCUGAGAUAACAGGCAUCUCUGCCGUGUAGUGCAUUUUUUGCCUGGGUAUUCUCUUCCACUAAUGGUGCCUGUUUGUAGAUCAUCUCUCUGGUCUUAGUGUUGGAUGUGCCUAAACUCUGCCAUCACAUACUGCAGUAAUGACAGUGAUGACACAGGGUUAACUCGCAGAAUGCUACAAAACAUGUUAUUUAAGUAUUACAAAAACUACAUAAUAUUAAGCAUGCAAAAAAAAUGCUGUAUUAAGGCCAAAAACAUAAAAUGCAUACACGUUGUUGGCUGCUUAGAGCGUACCCUUAAGCAAUCACUAGACCUUAAAGUCUAUAAUGUGCCGAUAAUAUGAUGCAGUGUAGUGUGUGCCUUUAGACAGUUACGGUCUCACUUCCACUGAGCUCUCUGGCCAGCAGCUGAGGCGGGGGAUAACCACCUGAAAAACACUCAAUUGUUGGAGCUUAACAUCAGAAAUCAUUGUGAACUGUGCUCUUCCCAGGGCCUUUCCUCCUAUGUAUAAACCACAAAAUAUAGCAUGCUUACAGCAUGAAUGGGAAAAUCACAAAGCGUUUGGUGAUCCAGAGCAGAAACAGCCAUCUUUUGUCAUCACUUAAAUAAGCUUUAAUUCUGCCAGCUGUGUGUCAUGAAGGCUUCAAACCAUGCCGUUUGAGAGCCAACGGCACUCACACAGCCUCAAAAACUUCUUAUUUUUAUACUGAUUCCUUUAGAUAGGGGUAUAGUGACCACAAGUUACUCACCUGAUAUUUUUCAUGUUUCCUAGCAUAAUCCUGAGAGAUAAAAUUCAUAAGAUGCUUGUAAAGAGUAGAAAAAUAUAUUAUCUGAUCUACAAACAACAACCUUCUCUGUCCUCUCAUAAAUAGCUUUAAUUAUUCCUGUACCAUAAAGGCAUAGCCUGCGUUGUGAUGGUGUUUCGUCCAGUAACCCAUCCGCCCCAUGGACUAGAAUAGUACUACCAAAUGUCGUUUUAAGGUGUUUAUAAACUCUGCACAUAUUGGUAAUGGCAUAAGGUGCUGCUGGCAGUAUAUGAAAUCUAUGUGCUUUUAGUGUGAAAUUAAUUAACAAAUUAUGGUGGCUCCUUUUGUCAUGACCUUUGGAAUUAAAGGGUCAUUUGGUGUAGUGGUUAUGGUGCAAUGCGACUGUGUAAGUCACAUGCAGGGAGGUGUGACGAGGGCUGUAUACAAAGUAUAACAGUAUAACAAAGUAAUAAAUUUCUAAUAAUUGAACUGUGAGACUGCAGGGGCAUGAUCUAUACAUCAAAGCUGCUUUAUUAUGAUAAAGUUAUUCUGAUGACUAUAGUGUCCCUUUAACAAUGCAGAAAAUUUAGAAAUUCACACCUUUUUAUCCUGUAACUGGGCACCUCUAUCUGAGUUCCCUGUCAAUCUUUGUAAGCGCUGUCCUUUGCUCCGGGCAGUCGGUAUAGACAGGGCCGGAUUAACAUAGGGGCUGAUGGAGCUGCAGCUCCAGGCCCAGGCCCAUGGAAUAGGCCCAUUGAUUUAAAAAAAAAAAAUUUUUUUUUUUUUUUUUUACAUUUUUUUUUCCACACACUACUCUUAGGGAUUCCACCUGGCUUUUAUUUUAUUGGCACAGCCAGUAUUUGAGGCUGCCUGGCUGGUGUCAAUAUUGCAGUGAUACUGGCAAUACAAAUGCUGGUAUUUUUCUCAGUAUAAACAAGAGAUUACUCUGCAAUACCAGCACUGGCCAGUAGGGGUCGCUGUGUGUGGAGACAGGCAGGGAUAGGAAGUUCCAGCAUAUCCCUCCCUGCCUAUCUAUACUCACUGAUCUGCAGGGGUGCUGCUACAGAGAGUCCAGACAGCAACUCCCACCCUGCAGAGACAGCCUACAGCUCAGGGAAGUAAGGGAUGGGGGGAAAGGCUGACACUACACUAAGGGACAUUGGGAGACAUACACUGAGACACUAAGGGACAUUGGGAGACAUUAUGGCAGACACUGAGACACUAAGGGACAUUGGGAGACAUUAUGGCAGACACUGAGACACUAAGGGACAUUGGGAGAUAUUAUAGCAGACACUGAGACACUAAGGGACAUUGGGAGAUAUUAUGACACAGACAUAUGGGGACACAGUGUCCCCAUGUCUCCCAGCCAGUGUCCCUGGUGUCUCAGUGCCCCCUAGUCUCCCAGUCUCUCACUGUCCCCAUGUCUCCUAGUGCCUCCAUGUCUCUCAUUGCCUCAAGUGUCACAAUGUCCCCAUGUCUCCAAGCUAGUGUCCCUAGUGUCUGUGGCCCUGGUGUCUCAGUGUCCCCAUGUCUCCCAGUGCCCCCAUGUCUCAAUGUCCCUAUGUCCCCCAGCCAGUGUCUCUUGUGUCUUUGUCCCUGGUGUCUGUGUCCCCAUGUCUUCAAGUGUCCCCUAUUUUCCCAUUGUCCCCAUGUGUCCCAGCCAGAGUCCCCUAGUCUCCCAGUGUCACUUGUGUCUCCGUGUCCCUAGGUCUCUCCGUGUCCCGAGGUCUCCCCAUCUUCCUAAUGUCCUAGUGACAUAGGGGCCCUGGGAUACAUAGGGACAUGGGGCAUUGAGACACUGUGAUACAUAGGAUCACUGGGAGACCUGGGGACAUGACACUGGGAGACAUGGGGCACUGAGACACUGAUACAUAGGAACACUGAGACCUGGAGUAAUCGACACAUGGGGGCACUGAGUCACGAGGACACUGGAAGACAUAGGAGCACUGGGAGGAAUCCAUCUAUACAGCAGAAUCAAACUAAGUAGUUUUUUGGUGAUUUUACAGCAUUUUCUCUUAUGUCACUCCUUUUUUUCCAAGAAAGGUGGCAAACCUAACUACUUUUCACAUACUCUUACUUAAGUAUGGAAACUUAAGUGGGAUGUAUGGGAACAAACGUGUGUGGACUGGCUGACAAUGAAUAUAGUUAAAGGGACACUAUAGUCACCAGAACAACUACAGCUUAUUGAAUUUGUUCUGGUGAGUAGAAUCAUUACCGUCAGGCUUUUUGCUGUAAACACAGAGAACAUGCAGUCUUUACAUUACAUCCUAGUGAUAACUUCACUGGCCACACCUUAGAUGACUGUUAGAGAUCCUUCCUGGGUCAUGGCUGCCUAAAAUGCAUCCAAACAUUCAGUGUCUCCUCCCUCUGCAUGCAGACACUGAACUUUCCUCAUAGAGAUUCAUUAAUUAAAUUCAUCUAUAUAAGGAGAUGCUGAUUGGCCAGGGCUGCGUUUGAAUCAUGCUGGCUCUGACCCUGAUCUGCCUCUUUGUCAGUCUCAGCCAAUCCUAUAGGGAAGCACUGUGCUUGGAUCAGGCCACCACUUCUAAUGAUGUCAGCAGACUGCUUGUUUUAUGAGUCUAACAGCUUUGGGCUUGAAUAUAGUAAGAUUUUGCUAUAUUUAUGGAGGCAUGAGGGGCCCAGGGGGCUAGAUGGUGGUGUUAACACUAUAGGGUCAUGAAUUCAUGUUCGGGGUUAUGGAUUUACUUGAAAGAUGAAAACAUAAAUUAGAGAGAGAUUAGCCUUUUCUUAUAGCUGCUGUUUUCUUUCUCUCCAGCACCAUCUCCAUCAGAUACAUGAUGCUUGCGAGUGUUUUACUGUUUUUGGUCGAUAUGAUUCUGUAAUUAGGCCCGUCAUAAUUGUCAGCACCAGGCCCACUGGGCUCUUAAUCUGGCCCUGGGUAUAGAAAGAGCAGACAGAGAAGAUGAGGAAUUAAACAAUGUUUCUAUUUGUCCUCUGCAUUUACAAUGUUUGGUAAAAGCAGGAGAAUGGGGGGAUGGGUCUGCGCCAAUGUGCACAAUAAAUAAUAGUAUUGAGUCCAAUAGGAUCUAUAUUGUCGUUUCCAAAGUUCUACUUUUAGCGAUAUCCAGAAGGUGUCGGUGGUGUGAAGGGUAAUCCAAAUAUGUGUAAAUAGAAGAGAUCUUACUUACAAUUAGCAGAGCUUAAUCCAGCUCUGGUGUGAAUGGCUUACAGCGGUAUUAUCCCCACUUGCAGGAUAUGCGGCAAGUGUCCUCUUCUUUGUAGUGACAGGUAACCAAGUUGGAAAUAAAAAUGGAGACAAUAAUGGUGCAGUAUGUUCCACACGUAUAGUAAAAAAUAUAAAAUAUAAUAGAUACACUCACAUACUGUAGAGCUUUGACUAGCUCUAGUUGGUUAGGCGUACAGCGGUAUCAUCCCCGCUUGUAGGAUAUAGGAUGAGUGAGCUUGACGAGAAUAUCAGGAGCUCGGAGAGAAGAUAAAACAGCGAUAGUGCUCUCAAUAAAAUCUUAAUAAUAAAAUAAAAUAAUAAAAUAUACUCACAAUGUAUAGGGCAGGCUAACUGCUCUAUGUAACAGCGUAGGUGGUAUAAUCCCCACCUAGGAUUCUUUGGAGUAUAGUAUGCAGGAGUUAAAAAUAAUAAAAGAAGUAUAUAGUAUAAAAUGUAUAUAAAACGUAUAUAAAAAGCCAGGUAACAAAAAAGAUGAUGGUUUAAAUGUAAAAAUGACCAAAAUCUUUUUAUUAACAGUAUAUAAAACAGUAAAAAUAUCCAAACGCGUUUCGCCUGUAUAAGGCUUUAGCAAGCCUUAUACUGGCGAAACGCGUUUGGAUAUUUUUACUAAAGUAAAAAUAUCCAAAUGCGUACCACCUACGCUGUUACAUAGAGCAGUUAGCCUGCCCUAUACAUUGUGAGUAUUGUGACGAAGUGCCCUUCGCCACUUGUGCCUGGAGAGGACUGCUUGCCCGCCUCUUGCCCUGUGACUAUGGCCCCUGGGAUGUAUUGCCCUUUAAAGACAUGAUUUGGGCAUAAUGGAUUUGUGUUGUGCUGCUGCUGGCCCUUUAAGAACCAUCUGGGGACAUACUGUGGAGUUACUGGGUGGCCACCAUUUCCUGUAUCAGAAGCACAUGGUGAGAACAAUGGAUGGCGGACAUUUUAACUCACAGACACUGUUUUUGGACUUUUCAACACGGUGCCAUCUUGCCAGUAUUUGGUGCACAGAGACAUCGUGCAGUGGUUUUGGACUAUACAGCAGGGGACACAUUAUAAAGUGAUUAUUUUUCAUUUAGCCUGUAUAUGUUCUGCAGAAUCUGCAUUAAACUGUAUUUUCCAAAGUACUGAACGGAUCUGGGUGAAUUUUGGAUAUGUGGUUCACCCAGAUCCCCCGGUUCCAAGGAUAUACUUUUUAUGGGGUUAUUGCAUGUUUUGGGGUCCCUGUGUGUUUUAUGAAACUGUAUUAUUUCUGGCCAGCAGAUAAUUGAGCUUUGUGUAUUGUAGAAACUCAAUUAUCUAGCCUGGCCCAGAGGAGGAGUUUUGUGUUGCAUAAAUUGUGAGUUCUGUGUGCCAGUAAAUCAGUCUUGUUCCAGCAUUAAGCCUUGGCUCAUGUUUGGGGAUUGGAGAAAUACACUCUGCGGAUUGCUAUAAUCACUAUACUCCCCAGGGUAUGAUCACUAAGUUCUGCUAAGAGCUUGUUCCUGCUCUCUGGGGAAAGAGAGGUUCACCCACUGGAAGCUGGAUCCUGGCCUUGGGUCCAGGGUGGGUGGAGACAGCAGAGACCCCAGCACAGUUGCAUCGCUGGAAGUGGGGUCUGCAGUGCUGAUGGUGUCGGUUGGAGUGCUUGGAGUCCUCGGCAAGCGCUAGGAGCAUCGAUUGGCGGAGGUACUCAGUCGGAGUGCCAGCGUUCCGUCACAAGUAUAUUUUAUUAUUUUAUUUUAUUAAUAAGAUUUUAUUGAGAGCACUAUCGCUGUUUUAUCUUCUCUCCGAGCUCCUGAUAUUCUCGUCAAGAUCACUCAUCCUAUAUCCUACAAGCGGGGAUGAUACCGCUGUAUGCCUAACCAACUAGAGCUAGUCAAAGCUCUACAGAAUGUGAGUGUAUCUAUUAUAUUUUAUAUUUUUUUACUAUACGUGUGGAACAUACUGUACCAUUAUUGUCUCCAUUUUUAUUUCCAACUUGGUUACCUGUCACUACAAAGAAGAGGACACUUGCCGCAUAUCCUGCAAGCGGGGAUAAUACCGCUGUAAGCCAUUCACACCAGAGCUGGAUUAAGCUCUGCUAAUUGUAAGUAAGAUCUCUUCUAUUUUCACAUAUUUGGAUUACCCUUCAUGCCACCGACACCUUCUGGAUAUCGCUAAAAGUAGAACUUUGGAAACGACAAUAUAGAUCCUAUUGGACUCAAUACUAUUAUUUAUUGUGCACACUGGCGCAGACCCAUCCCCCCAUUCUCCUGCUUUUACCAUUGAUUUCCAGGGACAUUAGAGGGAGUCCUUGUUUGGGACUGCUGCCUUCCUGAUUAGCGCUGACUCCACCCCUUGUUCUGUUAUCCAUUUACAAUGUUUGCUCCGGCUUGGCCUUGUCUGAACCAGAUAUGUGUAAAGGUUUUAGGUGAUUUGUCCAAAUAUAAUUCCUGGUAAUGGUCGAAUGAUUCAAUUCUGAAUCGUCUUACUGGUGGAGUCUACAGAUUAGAUCAUUUCGGAACUGAUUGUUCAAGUAUGAGUUAACAUGAAUUUUUGGUGGACAAACUGCUUCUACUCUGAACUGGAUUAUGAAAUCCUUGGCUUAAUCUCUAACAGAAAAUUAAAAGAAAAAUAAAAAAAUAUAUUAUCGCAGGUUAUAGGCAAUAGUGUUUAAUUUGAUGGCAUAAAUUCCAGAGAAGUGUCAGCUCUUCUUUAAAUGUGUGCCACCGUCAUUCGUCGGCUGGUAGUAUGUAAUGGGUACUGACAACAGAUGCCCAGAUUGAAAUUUUUUUCUCAUUCGUGGCCGGCAGAUGUCACCGGGAGUGGUAGAGUUACACUUCCAGCAACAAAGUGCAUUUUCUGUGUUUCAUAUUGAAACACUCUACAUACUGACUCCAAGCACCAUGACCACUUCAAAUCACUGAGUGGCCAUGUGCUUGGAGUAACUCCUUAAGAAGUUGAUUCACUUGUUGUGGUUCAAUACAUGUUUAUGUUCAUUCUUUAUUGCUGUAACAUUGUUCAGAUAGAAGCUGUAUAUCUGCCUCAUUCACCUCACACAACCCUUAACAAAGAACAAGACUUGUGGUUACUAUACAAUCCCUACAUAUUUAUAAGAUAAUAUCCCUGCACACGCUGUCCUAGUCUCAACAUUAAUCCUCCUUGUCUACAAUCAAAAUAUGUUUUUAUUUCAAACUAAAUAGAACUAUUUUUAUUUCCAUGUUUUCCACGAAAGCAGACAGGCUGGAUACAGUUGCUCAAAAGUUGACUAAUGUUUCAAAUUCAGUCAUUUGACAACUUGACCCUAACAAGGUCUUUUCUACUCUUUAUGAGGUGACCUAUGAUGGUUCCAAAUUGAUUUAUUUCUUCAGCUACAGCAGUGUUAUAUUAGUAUAAAUAUAGCACUUUGCAAUUAUAGAAAGGGGAUAUUUAGAGGAGGAGAAGCUUGCAAUCUAUGAAUUGGUAGAUGGAUGUAUAUCGUACGGUGUCUUGCCCAAGGACACUUACUGGUCAGGUGGUCGCAGUUCUAAGGCAGUGAUGUUACUGCUGCUUUUAUCAGAUUAUAUACUUUUUGUAAUGUUUUUUUUUUGUUUGCAUCUUUUGUUUAGUUUAUUCUGUCAUGGUGUGAGAUAGUCACAUCUUUAAAAAGAUUUUGACUCACCAUAUUCAGUAUAUUUUCAUACUCCUGGAAUCUUCUCAACAUGUGUAUGAAUGUGGAAAUCUAAGGAAUUGGAGAUCUGUUUUCAGGGCUAGUUUGCAAUUGUCUUACACGAGCCCUGAUAUCUAUUUUAUUAACUCAGGCUGACCUGCGUUCAUUUGAGGGGAGAGGGAUCCCUAAUACCGUUGUUAUCUGACAGCUGUGAAAAUGUCUGACCUACCAGUAGCUACAGUUAAAGAUCACCAGACAUACCACGUGCGUAAAUUGCUGUUGGUUUCAAGACAAUGACUAAAUAUUAUUUUAGAAGGCAUAGGUCAUUCCCAGAAUAGGAAUAUACUCUGCUGAUGAAAAAGAGAUAGCAAAUUAGUAUGAAGCUGAUCUUUAAAAAGCCAGGGCUUGUGGAAUAUCCACAAGUAUUUCAAUGAAAUAUGCUUUCUCGCAGUAUCUUGUUACUGGUAAUAAUGUGGAAAGUCAAGAAAAUUACAGACGGCAUAAAAGGUCCUAUAUUUAUCGAUGGUUUCUUUAGACAUGGUUUAGACUAAAAGCUUCUAUUUUGGGGAUCCAGACACCCUUUUCUGCAAUGACUCUUAAUUUAAUGCUUUAUGGAUUAAUAGACGAGGAAUGCAAAUAUCUUCCUCCACGUAAUAACAUAGGUUGGUGACAUUAAACUAGCUGUUGCAAGAAAAGUUAAAAACAACAACCAACUUUCAAAUGACAGGGCAGUAAAUACUAAGAAUGAAGGGAACCUGUCCUCCAGGAAUAAAUGGCUGUCAGAUUCUGGAAACCGUUAAUCUAGUAAUGUGAUUAGUCUGACAUGUGUCUAAUGGGCACACGUGCAAUAAUGCUAUCGGUCUCAACGUUAAAAGGUGAGUCUGGAUCUUUAGAAAACAGUAGCUCCAGGGGGGUGUGGCCUGGCAGCUCACUGCGAUGGUCGUGUGAGCCGUUAGCUCCUCCGAGCUAAGUGAUUAGUCUACAAUCUUUUGCCCCUAUUCACAUCCACUGGGCUCCACUACAAGCUAGAAUACCAUGGUACAGAAAUCGUCUAAAAAAACAAAGCUGAAAUAAACAAACAGGAAAGUUGCAGCUCUGAUGUCGCCAACAUACAAGGCCCAAGAUGGUGCUGGAGACCCGUCGUCUCCUGUAGCCUACUCAGACACGAGCGACAACACUUCGAUUUCCACUGCUCAGGUGUGGCAAUUACAGAAGCGGCAGUGCAAAGAAUGCUACAGACCUUACAAUCCACACUCCAAGCAGAAUUCGCCAAAUUAACCAAAGACGUCAGAUUAAAUGUCCAAGCCAUUGGCGAAUGUACAGCUCACCUCAAGGAAAAGACGGACAAAAUCAUCGCGGCACAUAACACUCUUGCUGCUGCCUAUGAAAAUAUAAAAGCCCAACUGUCAUCACUCACUGCUAAAAUUGCCGAUUUUAAGACAGAGAUCGACAUACCAGAAGUGUUUAAACCUGCGGACCUACAAGCGUAUGCUCUGGAACUAUUCCAAGCCCUGGUUAUCUGAACAAGAUGGCAGGCUAGACCGCAUUCAUCGUCUACCGUGACCAAAAUUUCUCCCGACCACGCUACCCCGAGACGUCAUAUCGAGGGGGAAACUUAGUGUCAUGCAGGCCGCCAGCAAUGCUACGGACUUACCUGACAAAUUCCAAGGAGUAAAGCUGUUUCUUGAUCUCUCUUCUACAACGCUCCAGAGACGCAAAUAAUUUGCUCCCAUCACUGAAGCGCUACGGGACUAUCAGGCAAAAUGGAAUAGACCAUACAGUCCUCACACCAGAAGAAGGUGUCAGACUGCUGAAGGACCUGAAUAUAACUCCGGCUGUCACACCUAAGGACCGAGCCAGCACAUACAGUCCACCCAACAAGCAAGGAAAUCUCUGGUCAAGAUGUCUCAGGACUGGAACAACACCCCAGGAGUAAAAUGAUGGCAAGGAGCCGGACAUGGCGCGGACGCAUCCUUUGCUACUUUGCCUGAGCUGCCUCCAUAGAAGGGUUCAACCGUUACGCGUGCAUACUAGUACCAGGGCUGGUCAAGCCUUUAUCUAUUAUAUUGGUUUAUUUUUUACACCGUUAUUUUCUAUUAUUAAGAUGUUUACUAUGUUUGACCAUUAUCUAAUGAUUCACACUGUUGAACCCUAUGCAGAUCCCACCCAAGUACACCAUAGGCAAGUCUCGCAUUCCAGAGGGGGCUCGGCACUGAGGGUCCAUAUAGGCCCACCACACACUCACCAGAGGGCAAAUGAAUUCCCAUAGCCCUUAUCCCUCCCCCCAUUGGCUCCAUGGGGCCACCUUGUCAUACCUAUUACAUAGGUGCCAAGCACCUACAUGGUUUUGUGAACAUAGUUCAGUUUUUAUUUUUUAUCAUCCUUUCUAUUUCCACUGGUAUCCCAACUCCCCAAGACUCAAUGACCAAUGACUCUUUAGGAGCCUACUGCCUGAUGAACUAGAACUCCUCUCUCAACCAUUUACAGCUGUAUACAUAGCACAAGCUAUCCAUAAGCUACCAAUGCAUAAAUCCCCAGGUCCAGACGGGUUUACUAACCUAUAUUACCAAACCUUUGCAGGUGACCUUAUACCAAACAUGACCACACUAUUUAACCAUUGCUACUCAACAGGUAUGAUGCCCUCUGAGAUGUUAAAGGCGCACAUAUCCACAUUACCAAAACCCGGUAAGACCCCCACAACCUGCCAAAACUUCAGGCCCAUUUCUUUGCUCAAUUGCGACAUCAAGUUAUAAAAUCCUCGCCAACAGACUCUCUCAAAUCCUCACUGGAGUCAUCCAUAAUGAUCAAUCCGACUUUGUCAAAACUAGACAGGGGUCGGAUAACACCAGGAAAAUAUUGGAUAUCUUGGCUCAUAUGGAAACAGAGAACCUGUGAGGCCUUCUCCUGCACUAGAUGCUGAGAAGGGCUUUGAUCGCUUUAACUGGCAAUACAUGGAACAGGUGCUCAUUAAGUAUGGUUUUCCACCUUCCUUUCUAGCUGGAGUAAUGGCUCUGCAUAAAAGCCCCUCAGCGCAAGUGGUAAAUGCGGGAUUUAUUUCUAAACCGUUCCACAUUACAAAUGGUACGUGUCAGGGUUACUCCUUGUCGCCAUUGCUUUUUAUCCUAAGCCUGGAACUGCUGGCAUACCGAAUCAGUCAUCACCCGAGCAUUGAGGUUAUUGGCAUACAAUCUAUGGAGUGCCGCCACUCGAUGUUUGCGGAUGACAUCUUACUAACACUUGGCAACCCCACCGAAUCCCUUCCAGCCUUUUACAUACUCUUAGGGAAUAUAGUACAGUGUCAGACUAUAAACUCAACAAAGAAAAGACACAAGCGCUUCCAAUACGCCUUCCCAACACACAGAUCCACACAUUGAAAGCUGCACACAACCUCGACUGGAGGCAUACACAUAUCACAUACCUAGGAGUGAAAACAGCUACCACAUACCGACAGAUUAUAAACCUAAACCAUGGACCAAUGGUGCCCACCAUCAAAAAUUAACCUAAGCUGGCUUGGCAAAAUCAAUACUGUAAAGAUGAUGAUCCUCCCGAAAGUUCUAUACAUAUUUUGUAUGCUCCCCUUAUCGUUAUCCUCAUCUUUAUGCGAACAGAUACAGACCACACUAUCACUAUUCAUAUGGGAGAAGAAAAAAACAAGAUUGUCACUCGGCUUGUUACAAACUAGAUCACGUGAAGGAGGCCUUUGCUUCCCUAAUAUCAUGGGAUACCAUAGAGCUUCCAUUUUAGAAAAUGCUAUCAAACUACAUGCACGACCAGAUACCUUACAGUGGGUAGACAUAGAAAAUAAAUUCACCCCCACAAACGCUCUCACUGACAUGCUAUGGACACCAAAACACCUUAGGUUAUCCACUAAUACAUUAUUACCGCUGACACGGGAAACAAUUCGUAUAUGGGACCACUUGAGGCAAACACAUGGGCAUGUGGACAAAUUCCACCCGGGGCACCUAUCUCUGCCCUAAAAUACAAUACACAAGGGUUGAAUAUCAACAUGUGGCAAAAGCUAGGUAUCACACACCUAGAACACCUCUUAGACCAGGGGUUCUCAACGUUAGUCCUCAGGACCCCCUACCAGUCCAGGGUUUAGGGAUUACCUGUGUGUGUCUAAGGUGUUUAGAAAAAGAAAAAAAAAAACACCUUAGAGUCUAAGGUGUUUUUUUCCCUUUUUCUAAACACCUGAGACACAUCCAGGUAAUCCCCAAAUCCUGGACUGGUAGGGGCUCCUGAUGACUGGGUUGAGAACCCCUGUCUUAGACCAUACCAAACUUUCCAGGAACUACAGGCAAGCUACAUGAUAUCAAACUCAUAUGUCUUCUACUAUUUCCAACUACGGAGCAUACUACACAAUCAGAUUCACCAUUUGGGGACAUCACCUAUGGUCACUAAGAAUUACGUAGCAUUGAUGUACAAACGGUGCUGCACAACACCCAUUAUGCCCAAAGCCCUCUCACUAUGUUACGCCAUACUGGAUUCUCUACCCCACCAAGAAUUCUCUUUCGUUGCCCAGUGGGUGAAAUUAAUGCGACACAACCCUAGACACCAAACAAUGGAAAAAUAUAACCCUUGCCCUGAAUGGCUUAACUACAUGCUACUCGCACGUAGAAGCGCAUAGAAAACUAAUAUAUAGGUGGCACGUCACUCCCAGUCACCUACACAAGAUCUUUUCGACAACACCAGCUACUUGCUGGAGGUGCGGUGUGGAAGAAGGCACCAUGACGCAUAUAUGGUGGUCUUGUCCCACCAUGCGGGAAUUAUGUUCCUGAGUCCACUUAAAUUUUUUAAAACAUGCACCUAAGUGAUAUCCCCGUCACAGCAACGACCUGUCUUUUCCUCUCAUUCCCGCCACUAACCCCACUAGCAAGCAGAAAAUUGGCAGCCCAUAUCGUAUUGGCAGCACGCAAUCACAUAGCAUCCUCAUGGAAACAGACAAUGUGUCAUACACACAGCUUAUAGAGAAGAUCCACCAUUACUAUAUAUAUGACUCAAUGAGUGACAUUGUGGCAAACCUAGCCACUUGGACAAUACAAAGAGACUGUGCCUUUAAGGGUUGCCUGUAUGUCUAGAGAGAUAGGUGCUUCAUUCUGUAUGUGUAUGCUUUAUGUAUGUUCUGCAUUGCCUUUUGCCGAAUGCAAAUGGCGGUGUUGUAUGGGGAUUUUCUUUCGUUUCACGAACGGCACUUUGGAGGGCCGUUCGUGAACCGAACGCAAUACCCCCUAAUAGCCCACACACUUAGAGGCGUGUGGCGCUAGUUAACCGAUUGCAACAAUGUUGCAAUCGGUUAUUAGAGGCUCUCCUGGGUGGCCGUCGUUCGACUACCGACCAUGCGGCGGUCGGCCAUCUUGGAUCCUUUGUUCCCUCAGCGGUGCUAGGUCGUCGAACGCAUGGUACUAAAAACGGAUACUCGACGGCACGAACACCGCUGAGCCUCCAGGACGUUCGGGAGUUUCGGGACAUUCGGUAUUUUGUUCCCUGCAAGCAAUCGGUUCUUUUUACAUGUUUUAUCAGAAAUCUGUCUUUCGUGCGGCGUUCGGUUAUUUUAGCUGAGAUCUGAGCGGUAAUCUCACGAAUGAUGCGCUCAGACCCCAGCUAUCUACCGAACGUCCAUUCGUGUAAAUCCACCAUAUAUUUGACAAGUUAUGGAUUUUUGUGUGAAUUGUCGGUUCUGCUGCACGAGGGGAUAAUCCACUUAACGGUGCAUUCUGGGAAGAUGAUCCCUCUCGUGCAGCGGUGCCUGAUGGGAGAAAUAUGCUGUAAUGUAAGUCCCCCAUGUAGUCCCCUCUGGGAGUGCCCCUGGGGAGGGACUAAGGAAACCCCUUGCAUGGGGACUUGUAUAAAUUGUCCUGCCGAUUAAAAGGAUUUCAGUUGACUCUCAGAACUGUGUCUCGUCCGGUUACUGGGAGGUUGGGGAUAUUGCCUUGUUGUUUCAACGCUUGACUGUGGAUUAUGUCCUGAACCAGCGGAAUUCGUGGAUUUAUUAUUGGCGUUCCGCUACAGACAUCUUACUAAUACAUUGCAACCCCAACACACUCUAAACACCCUUGGAAACCCGAGUUAGAAUAUAGGGAAUAAUACGGGAACCAAGCUACUCACCUAUCCCCACAAAGUGAGUGAACUGUGCUUCAGUAAACACUGCAACAGGUCAUCACAUUAAAAGUGAGAUAUCACCCUCCCUUUGCCUUCCUCUUCUUCUUUCUGUCCCCAAGUUACCCUGUUACCACCGUUAGAAGAUACACAAACAAAAAUUAAGGGAAAAGAAACUGUACAACCACUCAUGUCUACAUUUAUGUAUACCUUCCAUUAGGUAAAGAAAACGUACUAUUCAUGUCGAUGAUACAUGUGCUUGGCGGAGAUGUACCAUGUAUGCUACACCCUUUUUGUAUUGCACUAUAUAUGUUCCCCUCUUCCUUUCUGUACCACCUCUUUUUUUGACUUGAAAAAAAUCAAUAAACUUUUAUUGAAAGAAAAAAAAAGAAACAGUAGCUCCUUUCUGUAACCACAUGAUAACACCCAUAUAGUAUGGAAAAGGUAAAAGACAAACCUCCCUACAAUAACACUGUGUAUGGUGGUUACACACGCCUGUACUUAUGAUAUAAGUGAAGGUAUUGGAGUUGGUUCUCUCCCACACAGCUGUCGGACUUGGAAAGCAAGCAGCUAGAUUUGCUGAUUGCCACUCCUCCACAAAUCUAACCAGAGGAAAAUAAAAAUAGGCAUUUUUAUAGAGCAAAUUACUGGCUCUGAUUUCAGUUGACCAUGUAAUUGUUUUGUUAGGAAUCCAGUGCUUCAAAACAGAUGGGAGGGGUUCACAGCUUUCAAUCCAGCUUGGCCAUUAAGGGACAUUUAAAGAGAUAAAAAAUAACAGUAACAAUUAUGAGCUGUGCACAUCAACCAACAUAAUCCAAACUGCUUUACUUCUAUCUAUCAUUUAACAUUUUACUUACAUAUUAACUCUUUGCAUGUCUUUGAUUAUUUACACUCCUGUAGAUGCAGAGCAGUAAAGGCUUCACACCUGACUAGACCAUUCCUCCCAUGUGUCCGUGUUUAGGUGGGACAGUCCCUAUUUUACAACCAAAUCCCUCUGUCCCUCUUUUCUAUCUUUUCUAUUCUAAUGUCCCUCUUUUCUAGGAGCUCCAUAUUGUUGGAGUGUCUGAGUGUAUAACAGAGCUCCUGAUGCUAUAGUCAGUGGUGUAUUCUGGUUUUGUGCGACCCUAGGCAUGACAAAACUCAGGCACCCCCAUCGCCCCUUCCAAAUUUCUCUUCCUGACAGACACACUCCCUCAUUGAUGCAUGCACUGACAUACACUCACAGAUACACAGUCAUUAUCACACACAAUGUUUAACCAACACACACUUUCACUGAAACACACAUUCACAGACACACAUACUCACUCAUUCACAGUUAAACUCACAGGUACACACAUACAUCGACAGACACACAUAUACACUAACUGACAGAUAUGCAUUCACCGACAGACACAUGCAGACUCACUGAAAAACACGUAUACACUCUCACUAAGAAACACUCAUAAACACUCACUGACAAACACAUAUUCACUCUCAGUGACAGACACACACUCACUAACACAUACACACUUACACUAGCAGACACACACUGACACUCACAGACUCACACACACUCACUAACAGACACACACUAACACACUCACUAACAGAUCACACACUAACAGACACACUAACAUGAAACAUUAGCGCAUGCCAGCCUCAGGGGUGCCCUGAGGUGGCCAGCUGGCCAGCUCCUAUGUCCCCCCAAGACAAGAGACUGGCAAGGCAUUUGCCAGGGCGUUUGGCGGCUUUUUUUGCCGACACCCUGGAAGUGACGCCCAAGGCAAAUGCCUUGUCAGCCUCACACUAGAUACAGCGCUGGCUAUAGUGUCCCUAACAAAAUAGGGUCACACUGUCUGAUGUUUAAAGGAUUAAAAACCCUUUUUUCAUUUACCUCUUUCCAGUGCUGAGUAUCCUUCAAUGCUGGCUAGGUCUCCUCCUUUCACAAAGUCCAGAGAGUGUAGCAGGAAUCAAGGGAGUAUUGUGAUAUAGCAAUCCCCACAGUGAAUGUAGUUCUCCAAUCCCGCAAACAUGAGCCAAGACUUCAUGAAGGGGUAAACGAAAUCUCAAUUUAAUGAGAGCCACACUUGGCCUUUUAUGACAAUCCAUAUGCAAGGGGUACGCCCACAUGAACCUUGUUGAGAACUCCAACACAAAGACACAGACCAAUAAGAACAGUGAUUAUAUACCCGACACUCCCAUAACAAACAUACAACCCCUCCUCCCUGCUUGGGAGAUAAUUGGAUCAGUAACUGUACUAAUUCUAAUCCAAUUAUCUCCAAGCACAGAAAAAAACCACCCCAAAAGUACCCUAAAAAUACAUAAAACCCCAUGUUACAUCCCCUGAUAGCCCUGAUCUGGGUGAUUUUUGGAUAUGUUGGUCACCCAGAUCAGGGCUAUCUGUGGAAUUUCAGGGGUUCAGGAAUUUCCUGAAAGUCAUUUAUUUGACCGACCGCAGGCAUAGUCCCAUAGCCGAAAAUAGUUCCAUAGAAUCGCAGCUAAGUGCCGCUGGAGGACCGACCGGGAACCGCAAGGUUUUCAUGCCGAAAAUAGUUCCAGUGCAUUCGCGGCUAAGUUCCCCUGAAGUCUAUUUGCGGUUUUCGUCCAUGCGAACAAGAUGGCCGCCAUCUCAUGGUCGGCCAUAGAAAUUGUGGCCACCCAGACAAACACUUAGACUACUGCGGUGGAAAUUGCAACAAUGUAUCAAUUAACCUUAACAAGCUCCAGGGUGGUCUCCGGUUCAUGCGACUGUUUGGUAAACAAACCAUAUAGUCCCAAUUGCACAAACAGAGCCUGCUUAAAAUAUUUUAGCCAGGUCUAUUGCAGGGGCCAUAGUCACAGGGUAGGAGGCUGGCAAACAGGUCCCUCCAAAAACCAGUGACAAUGUUACUUUCAUCACACUAGCCUUGACCACACACACCCAGAACAGCCAGCACCUUGGCCUCACCCCCACUCACACUCAGAACAGCCCUGUUCCUGGCCUUACUUAAACCCAGAACAGCCCUGCCCCUGCCCCCCCCCCCCACACUCAGAACAGAAACCCACUUCUUCAUAAAAGCGUAUCAAUUAAACUGUUAAUAGCUCCCCACUGAUUCCUCUCUUGCAACUGUCAUUAUUCUAAUACCAUCCUUACCUUUUGUGUCACUUUACCCCACUCCCUCUAGCAUGUAAGCUCAUUGAGCAGGACCCUCAACCCCUCUGCUCCUGUUUGUCCAACUUGUCUGGUUACAAAUACAUGUCUGUUCGUCCACCCAUUGUAAAGCGCUGCGGAAUUUGUGGCACUUUAUAAAUAAUAACAUUAUAAUAAUAAUCCAUGGGCAUACCCCCCACUCACACCCAGAACAGCCCUACCCCUGGCCACACCCCUACUCACACUUAGAACAGCCCCGUUCCUGGCCGUACCCUCAGAACAGCCCCGUACCUGAACAGCUCUGCCAGGUACCCCCUGAACAGCUCACACCCAGAACAGCUCUGCCCCUGGCCAUACCUCCACUCACUCCCCUACAAUUAACGUGUCCCUCUCUUUCCAUUUGAAAUGAUAGACUCAUAGGAUUCUUUUUGUGGUCCCAUAAAAUGAUGAUUUUCUUGGCAUUGACUUUCUAGAGCAGUUUCUGCUGCCUCGGCUGCAGAUCCCUUAAUUAAUGGAUUGAUCAGUGUUGUGCAUGUCAUUAUCCAUCAAUCUAGUACUGUCUCUGUGUUCUGCAUGGCAUUAUCCAUCAAUCUAUCACCUUCUCAGUGUUCUGCAUGGCAUUAUCCAUCAAUCUAUCACUGUCUCAGUGUUCUGCAUGGCAUUAUCCAUCAAUCUAUCACUGUCUCAGUGUUCUGCGUGGCAUUAUCCAUCAAUCUAUCACUGUCUCCGUGUUCUGCGUGGCAUUAUCCAUCAAUCUAUCACUGUCUCAGUGUUCUGCAUGGCAUUAUCCAUCAAUCUAUCACUGUCUCAGUGUUCUGCGUGGCAUUAUCCAUCAAUCUAUCACUGUCUCAGUGUCUGCAUGGCAUUAUCCAUCAAUCUAUGACUGUCUCAGUGUUCUGCGUGGCAUUAUCCAUCAAUCUAUUACUGUCUCGGUGUUCUGCGUGGCAUUAUCCAUCAAUCUAUCACUGUCUCAGUGUUCUGCAUGGCAUUAUCCAUCAAUCUAUCACUGUCUCAGUGUUCUGCAUGGCAUUAUCCAUCAAUCUAUCACUGUCUCGUGUUCUGCAUGGCAUUAUCCAUCAAUCUAUCUGGUGUUCUGCUGGCAUUAUCCAUCAAUCUAUCACUGUCUCGUGUCUGCAUGGCAUUAUCCAUCAAUCUAUCACUGUCUCCGUGUUCUGCAUGGCAUUAUCCAUCAAUCUAUCACUGUCUCGGUGUUCUGCAUGGCAUUAUCCAUCAAUCUAUCACUGUCUCGGUGUUCUGCAUGGCAUUAUCCAUCAAUCUAUCACUGUCUCGGUGUUCUGCAUGGCAUUAUCCAUCAAUCUAUCACUGUCUCAGUGUUCUGCAUGGCAUUAUUAUCCAUCAAUCUAUCACUGUCUCGGUGUUCUGCAUGGCAUUAUUAUCCAUCAAUCUAUCACUGUCUCGGUGUUCUGCAUGGCAUUAUCCAUCAAUCUAUCACUGUCUCGGUGUUCUGCGUGGCAUUAUCCAUCAAUCUAUCACUGUCUCAGUGUUCUGCGUGGCAUUAUCCAUCAAUCUAUCACUGUCUCGGUGUUCUGCAUGGCAUUAUCCAUCAAUCUAUCACUGUCUCAGUGUUCUGCGUGGCAUUAUCCAUCAAUCUAUCACUGUCUCAGUGUUCUGCAUGGCAUUAUCCAUCAAUCUAUCACUGUCUCAGUGUUCUGCAUGGCAUUAUCCAUCAAUCGAUCACUGUGUUCUGCAUGGCAUUAUCCAUCAAUCUAUCACUGUCUCAGUGUUCUGCAUGGCAUUAUCCAUCAAUCUAUCGCUGUCUCAGUGUUCUUCAUAGCAUUAUCCAUCAAUCUAUCACUGUCUCAGUGUUCUGCGUGGCAUUAUCCAUCAAUCUAUCACUGUCUCGGUGUUGUGCAUGUCAUUAUCCAUCAAUCUAUCACUGUCUCCGUGUUCUGCAUGGCAUUAUCCAUCAAUCUAUCACUGUCUCGGUGUUGUGCAUGUCAUUAUCCAUCAAUCUAUCACUGUCUCCGUGUUCUGCAUGGCAUUAUCCAUCAAUCUAUCACUGUGUUGACAAGUAGUGACAGUUUCCUUAAUGCCACUUCAUAUGACAGGCUUGCAGUUUAACCGUUUGUGACCUAGAAUAGCAAGCUGUGGAUUUCAGAACGGUUUUGCUGGAAUGGUUAAUUCCACCAGCCAUUGCAAUAUGUUUUCCUUAAUAUGUCCUUAUUAUAGUGAUGACAUAGAGCUCUGCGUAACGCUCAGUUUCAGUAAAUACUGGACUCCUGCACGUCUCACAGUGUACGAGCUGUGAAUACCCUCUGUGAAUAGUUCUACUUGGCAUCAGGGCUCAUUUAGAUUCUAUCGUUGUCCUUUUUCUGCAUUGAUUAAAAUACUUUUAUUUAUAACCUGGAUGAAAGUGCUGUAUGUCUAAGACAGACUCAGACUGAAAGAGAAUUGUUAAUUUCCAGGAUCUUUAGAAUAAUAUCCUCUUAUCCAUUUAUUUAACAAAUCUGUGUUUGUGAGGUUUAAAAAAAGAAUAAAUGUAGAAACCCACAAUGCCGGGCACCUGCAUCUUGGCUCCUUGUCAAUCACUGUUAUAAGCUCCGCCCUUUGUGGAGUCAUUCAGCAUAGAUAGAGGAAGAAAACCAGAAACAAUGUAUCGUUCUCAUAUUGGAAUGCAAUAUGUGCCCUGGUGUGCCAGGACUGAACUGGAUUGUGAUGGCGGUUGCUGUAUCUUCAAUAUAUAUUUAAAAUUAAAUGAAGCAUUCUAUGAGAAAUAUUAACACACACAUUAAGGGGGAUUUUCAUUGUUUUAUCCAAUGGUAACAUUUGCAAAGAAAUUACAUUUACCCUUUAUGACUGUCACUGUUUAUACAAGUUCGUGAUUUUGAUUGUAAUUAUAGUAAAGCUGUCCUUAUAACAGUGUAGUGUUAUUACAGUUCCGUGCUUCCGUAUAAACCUAAAGCUAGCAGGUAGGUUGACGAUGGCAGGGUGGUAAUUGAAGGAGUGACUGAUAAACAUUCAAAAUAAUAAUAAUACCCUGUUUGCAGAUCUGCUUCCAAAUUCUCAUGGAUUUCAAUAAUGGUUUGUUUUAUUAUUUUACUGUCCAGGAAAGUGACCAUAAUGGAAGAUCCUGAUCAGAACAUUCACCUGAAGAACUUGUCUCUUCAACAAGCGAAUAACGAGGAGGAAGCAUUAAAUCUGCUCUUUCUUGGAGACACAAACCGCAUGAUAGCAGAGGUGAGACCUGUUUCACGGCUCUUAUUAUGAUUGCAUUUCUUAUCAGUCUAAGCAACAAAACCGCAUCAACCUAAUUAAGUGGAUUUGGUGUUCAGAUCAUGGCCGCGCAGUUCAGUUAUCUGCCAUUUAGGCGUUAGAUGACUUUAUUUCUGUAUCCCUAGGGACACAGGUGAAUAGCUGUGACUUGCGCGGCCUACCUACACACUAACUGAAAAUAAGAGGCAUUUUGGUACCUACCUUAGGUUCAGCCUCAGUAUGUUCUCCUAGAACUUACAGUUGGUGAAGGAUAAAGUCUUUCUCAUCUCACUGAUUAAAGUUACGAAGUGUUCACAAAUAUAUAAUCAGCAAAAAGGAUUUCCUGUCUGCAGUCUCCUGUGUGUGCGUGUGUGUGUGUGUGUGCGUGUGCGUGUGUGUCUGCAGUCUCCUGUGUGUGCGCUGUGAUACAUAUCACACAUAGAGAAUUCAUCAACGGCUGCACCAGAACAAACAACGUUUUACACCACAGGGUUACUCUAGAUUUAUUUGGGUUGUAUUCAUUAAAAUGUCAUUUGAGUAAGUUACCCAUAAUUUAAAUUAUGCUUUCCGUGUCCACAUUUGAUGUCUAAGGGAAACACUUGAUUGGUCAGUGUACAACAAGAAAAUGUAUGGUUUUAGGCAGUUAGGGAAUGACAUUCUGAGACUAGUAAGUAGACUACUUUUUUUUUGCAAUUGCAUUAUUCAGAUGCAUUAACAAAAGUGCAUGUUGCAACCAAGAUCUCCCCUUUAAAAUGGCCUUGUUUUAAGUAAAAUCAGAGAAUGUUUCUGCAGAAACGUUUUUUUUUACAUUCAAGCAAAUUUAAAGCUGUAACCAUUUACGUGUGCAGCUAUUUUUAUUAUGACAGAUUGUCUGAUGAAUAAUACACUGUGCCAAUCAGAAUGUGCUUAGUGGCUCUAAAUCUUCCUUUAUUUUUGUCUGUUACCCAUACAUAACUGUACAACAAAACAUACACUUGUGUCAUUGUCAUCGCAAAUGUGUAGUUCAAAAGAUGUUUAAUCUAAAAUGUUCUAGUUUGCGGGUGUGUGACUUACUUCACAGUCAUGGUGCAGAAUGCUUUUUACAGAAUUUCAAAACGUGCAACGUGGGUUUGCAAACCGCCAUUGUCGGCUGCAUUGUAUGCCGGUUUAUAUAUUUUUAAAAUACGUAAGUAUUUUGUUUCUCCUGAGGUGCUGGUGUCAAUUAUCUCCAGGAAAUACCCAUUUUUUAGGGUUUACGUGGCAAACAGAAGUACAUUUAUAAUAGCUUUUAAAUUCAUUCUCUGAUUUCACAUCUGAGUAAAAUUACUGAAACAAUACGAUGUUUGAAGGACACAGCUGAACUUUCCAAAUUUCUUUCUAAGAGAACAUAAGGAGCACAGAAGUAGGCUUUUUUCAGCUUUUUGUGUUUUAUAUACAUAUUAAAACCUGGUGCCAUAGUUUUACUUUCCUUGUGUUUUCAUUCAGAGACUGUUAUUGGUGCACGGUUACGUCAUGGCUUACAUGCAUAAGGCAUUGAGUUGUCAGGGGUAUAUGCUGUGUGCUUGGACAAUGCAUGGGGAACACAUGUUGGCAUCUAAAAAGAUCAGAGCAUCUCUUAUUGUUCAGGGUUCUUUCAGACAUACUGGCCACUAUUGAAGUGGUUUUACUCAUAGGCUUUAUGUUUAUUUAAUAACGAACAUGUGCAGCAAAUGAUUUUCAAGAGAAUUAAAAUUAGCUAGGGUUGCAUUUUAGAUUUUCCAAGGGUACGGAAAGAACUGAAGAGUGAUGAAUUUAUUUCAGCAGAAAACAUGAAGAAAUUUUGUCUGAGAUUGGAUUUCGGCAAAGCCCCCUGACUAGACAAGAUCUUUAAUUGCUGAUAUUGUUUAUUCCUAAUUAAUUGAGAACUUCUAUCCCUUGUAAACACAGACAAUCAACGCUUAAUACACAUUAGGUUCGGGAAUUUGAUCUAUUUCCCUUAGAACAUGAAUUCAUCUAUAAAGUGGUUUGUUAAUAAACAAGGCUAAUGCUUGCUCUUAAGUUAGCCUCAGUGCCCAGUGAUGUCCUCUUAUCUUUUAUUUACGCCUGUGCUACUUUAGCAAAAAAGAACAAUUAAAAACAAUGAAGAAUAAACAUUUCAUUGUAAUUCAUUUAAUGCAAAUAAUGGAAAAUACACAGUCACCCUUUGUCCUGUCUUCGGAGGUUAAAAUUAUAGUAAAUGUCCCUAAAAAAUAAACUUUAUAUUUUGUCUGUAAUUUCUUAAUUUUACUUUUUUUUUUAAAAGGAUUUUAGGUAUAAAAAAAAAACCACAUAAACAUUUUGUAAAAUAUUCAUGUGCUUUGGGUAAACAAACAACAAGAAAACAUUUCACUGUAAAGAAAUAAAACAGAAAUAAUGCAGAGAUAGAGCACACGGAAGGUGGAGGAGAAGGAAAAGAAGACCAAGGAGUGACUGUCAUGGACCCAGGAUUGCAGGGCAGGGGCCUCCUUUGUGUUCAUAAAAUAUGUUUAUUUCAGGUUGUUUGAAUGAUGUUCAAUGGGCAUGUUGCUCUAAUAAAUUACAAGGAUGUUUGUAUUCUUUCCAUAUAUUUUGGUUAAGAUGAGUGAUAUGGACAACAUGGUGCUGAGUAUUUGUCUGUUUCUGGUGGGGCUGAGGGUUGUUUUCAGCAAGAAAAGCAAGAAGUUAUGGGAAGAGGACUUGAUUGGGAACUGUAUGUACUAUUACACCAUUAUAUGCGAACGACCCUCAGCACAUAGCUGCAAUAAACUCAGUUCUGUUUUGACCCCUACUAGUGCUAUAACCACUUCUAUGAUUACUCAUUACUGCAUUUCACCUACGAAUGCUGGUCAGAUUACUUCUAGAUGUGCAUCUGUGUGCUCCCAUUAGCAUAGAGUACUUCAACCGGGCAAGGUGAUACCAGAUUGUCCGGAAAUAGUAAAGGAAGCCAAGAAGUAACAGAGGUACUGAACCGGAGUACUAGGUGUCCGUUACGGUGACUACAUGUCAUACUACUGAAACAAUGUUCAAAAUGGGCUUGAUAACCAAGUAUGACAUUGGAGAACCACUAGACCAACAGUAUGACAUUGUGGAUCUACAUGGUCAUGUUGAUCAUGUGAAUUCUGUUAAGACUGGAAGGCAGUUUGGACAAAAGAAGCAGGUGGCAUAGAGGUUAGAAUCCUUCUCCACUACAGAGAGAGACAUAAAGAGAAUCAUGAAAGAAGAGCGCUAUAUAAAUGGCAAUAAUAAUAAUAAUAAUAAUAAUAAUAAUAAUAAAGAGCGGGCCAGGAGACAUGUUUAUUGAUUGGGUUGAUUAACUAGUACUUGUUCUGCUUUCUGCUCCUGCUCAUUAACAGACCAGUCCUAUACCUGAAACCAUAAUUGCUUUAUUCCCCUCUGCUAUCAAGGUGUUCAUAAAAAAACGAACCUAACAACCCUAACUCUAGCCGUUCCGUAGUAAAUUAGUGGACUGGAAUCAUAAAUUUCAUGAUUAUCUUUUACAUACAACUUGUAAAAGUGCUUGCAUGUAUUUGGAAAUCUUUAUCCCUCUCGACCUCCCCCCAACAGCCCUGAAUUAUUUUAAAAAAAAUCUUCAUCCUGACACUUUGUAACAAAGUUCUAGGAGAGAAGGCCACAUGACUGAACCUCAACUAAUGGAAUGGCUUCCUGUACAAUCAACUAAUGGAACUCCAGCAUUUUAAAUGAGUUAAGGGGCCCCAAAACGCUCCAGUCACUCACUGAGUCUGCCACGGGCAACAUGUGUGUAUCUGGCAAGAUUGCACUAAUUAAGAAAAAUAAAUCCUAACAAUACAUUUUUAUGUGACUGUUAUAGGAAUCCUGCAUCACAGUUUAAUAUUUCCCAGAUGUUUUUAGAUUGUAUUUAAGUUUAAAAACAAAAACACAGAUAACGUCUUGUCCUUAGUGAUAGUAUAGUGAUAUGGUAUGUAUUCUAGUCAUGUUUCUCCCUCCGUAUUCCAAGGUAUUGCUUAUCUUCUAACCUUGGACUUUAAACACUGACACUUCUUUUUCCGAGACCCCAACUUCUGUGUUUUCAAAGUACCCCUUUUGACAAAGGGAAACAUGUUACUAUGUUAAUUGAUAACUUGUUAUGUAAAAAUUAUAGAAGCAAUUCAAUGGGGAUUCCUUUAACUUAGAGUAUGUUAAAUGGAAGCGUGGUUCUUGUGUGUGUGUGUGUGUGUCUGUCUGUCUAUGUAUUUCCAUCACAACAUAUGAUCUAAUACUGGCUGUAUGUUUAGAUUGAUCCUUUAAUUUCAGUGUCAAUUAACUUUAGUCCUGUUUUUUUUUUUUUUUUUCAACAAUGCAUGCCAUUUUCUUGUUAUUUUAAGGAAUUCUUUAUUUCGCCAAUAAAGUUAAUUGGGAAUGUUAAUUAACUUCCAGUGACUAAGCUUUCCAUCUUUGCUUAAAAUUUCACAUGUGUAUCUUGACUGUUGGCUGAGCUCAGCAGUCAGUGAAGUUAUAGGGAUCAGAGCAGCGUGGAACCAGGUAUUUAACAGCCUCCUCUUCUGCAGUUGUAUGUACGUAUGAUUGUGGGCGCAGUAUACGCCAUAUUCUAUCAAUGAAGUUAUGCAGGGCCGGAUUAACAUAGGGGCUGAUGGAGCUGCAGCUCCAGGCCCAGGCCUGUGGAAUAGGCCCAUUGAUUUAAAAAAAAAAUCACACUAGGGUUUCCACCUGGCUGGUAUUUUAUUGGCACAGCCAGUAUUUGAGGCUGCCUGGCCGUUGCCGAUAUCGCAGUCAUACUGGCAAUACAAAUGCUCGUAUUUUUCUCAGUAUAAACAGAGAUUUCAAUGCAAUACCAGGACUGGCCAGUAGGGAGAGAGUUUGUGUGGAGAGAGGCAGGGAUAGGAAGUCCCAGCAUAUCCCUACCUCACUGAUCCACAGGGGAGCAGUCCAGAGAGUCCAGACAGCAACUCCCGCCCUGCAGAUACAGCCUACAGCUCAGAAAAGUGAGGGAUGAGGGGGAAAGGCUGCAAUGAGACAUACACUGAGACACUAAGGGGCAUCGGGAGACAUUAUGACACAGACACUUGGGGACACAGAGACACAUGGGGACACAGUGUCCCCAUGUCUCCCAGUGUUCCCAUGUCUCCCAGCCAGUGUCCCUGGUGUCUCCGUGUCCCCAUGUCUCCCAGUGCCCCCUAGUCUCCCAGUGUCUUAGUGUCCCCAUGUCUCAUAGUGCCACUAUGUCUCCCAGUGCCCCCAAGUGUCUCAAUGUCCCCAUGUCUCCCAGCCAGUGUCCCUAGUGUCUGUGUCCCUAGUGUCUCAGUGUCCCCAUGUCCCCCAGCCAGUGUCCCUAGUGUCUGUGUCCCUGGUGUCUCAGUGUCCCCAUGUCCCCCAGUCAGUGUCCCUAGUGUUUGUGUCCCCAUGUCUUCAAGUGUCCCCUAUUUUCCCAGUAUCCCCAUGUGUCCCAGCCAGUGUCCCCUAGUCUCCCAGUGUCCCCAGGUCUCCCCGUGUUCCUAGUGACAUGGGAACCCUGGAAAACAUGGGGACAUAGACACAUCGGAAUAUUGGGGGACACAAGGAGACAUGGAUCACUGAGACCUGGGGUAAUCGACACAUGGGGACACUGAGUCAUGAGGGCACUGGGAAACAUGGGGUGCCCUCUGGGACACUGGGAGCAAUCCCGUACAGCAGAAUCAAACCAAGUAGUUUUUUGGAGAUUUUACAGCAUUUUCUCUUAUGUCACUCCUUGUGAUUUACAUCAUGUGAUGUCACCCAUACCUAAUUAUUUAUGCAAAUUAGUAAGGCCGGUAUGUUUUUCCAACAAAGGUGGCAACCCUAACUACUUUUCACAUACUCUUGCUUAAGUAUAGAAAUUAAGAGGGAUGGGAACAACACUUGUGUGGACUGGCUGACAAUGAAUAUAGUUUAGGUAAUGCUGACUUUGGUCUCUCUAACACUGUGGCAUGUUCCCUUUCUUCUACACUCACUACAUACAGCUUUUCUCUGUCCCAGACUAUAUACCAGGAGCAUCUGCCUGCUAGUAAGAAGGUAAGGAGACAAGUGGAUCAGCGAAUGCUAGGGGACAGUCCUUUAUAAAGCGUUGAGCGAGCGCAUCAUUAGAUGCAUCUAUGCCAAGCUCAGGGUGCUGUCUGCAUAGUAUGCCCUUAGUUGGCCAGCUGCAUGAUUGGCAGGCAGCCUGACAUGCAUUCAUGCCAGGCUGGCCUUCCAACUCUUGGGCAUGUUUGUCCCUUUUGGCAGGUUAAGUGAUUUGUGUCAGUGGCACACCCUUUUAUCGUGCCCAUUGACUUCCUGCUUGACUGGACACUGCUGUUAGGGGUUAUGGAUUUAUUUGAACAAUGAAAACAUAAAUUAGAGAGAGAUUAGCCUAGGGUAUGUGUUUUCUUAUAGCUGCUUAUUUCUUUCCGUCCAGCACCAUCUCCAUCAGAUACAUGACGCUUGGGAGUGUUUUAGUGUUAUCAGUCGAUAAGAUUCUGUAAUUAGGCCCGUCAUAAUUGUCAGCACCAGGCCCACUGGGCUCUUAAUCUGGCCCUGAAGUUAUGUGUCUAUCUAAGCCAAUUAUCAUUUUUAGUGAUGACAGGGCCAAAAGCCAGUGUUUUCCGAAUGCCCCUGCAUUAAAAAAAUAAAUUAAAACUGAGCAGCUUUUUUAGUAAAGAAUGUUAUCCUAAAAACAAAAGCAUGACAAAUCUGCAUAGAAGUUUAUUUUUGUAAGAAAUACAAGACCUAUUAUUCCCUAAACAAAUAUAUUUUUAAAAAUGUAAGUUAUGCCAAAAUCCACUUACCACACAAAUCUUGAUCAAAUAUUCUUGGUUAAUGAUGUCAUUCCCAUGUGGUUGCCCAAUAAGAAUUUCACAUGUCAAGCUAUGAAAGGAUACAGCACUUCCAGUCUAUACUGUCAGCAUAGGACCUUUCAGGCAGGACUGGUACUAGACUAUUUUGUGGCAAGAUUAGCUACUUGCACCCCUAAAACAAAAAUUGCCAACUUUAUGAGUCUUCUUUUCCCUUCCAACACCACUCUGUGUAUCUCUACAUCCCAGCCCCUGUCUAUGUCUCUUUUUCCCCUUCUCUAGUCCCUCUAUGUGUGUCACUGUCCCCUUCCCUAGCCUUUGUGUGUGUCACUGUCUCCUUCCUCAGCCCCUCUGUGUGUGUCACUGUCCCCUACCCCAGCGUUUUGUGUGUGUCACUGUCCCCUCCCUGUCCCCUGUAUGUUUCCCUGUCCCCUUCCCUAGAUCCUCUAUGUGUGUCACUGUUCUCUACCCCAGUUCUCAUCCCCUCUGUGUUUGCCACUGUUCCCUUCCCUAGGUCCACUCUGUGUGUCACUGUCCCCUUCUCUAGAUCCUCUGUGUGUGUCAUUGUCCCUUUCCCCAGCCCCUUUGUGUAUCUCAUUGUUCCCACAGACCCUCUGUGUGUCUCUUUAUCCUCCCCUCCCCCCCGUGUGUCUCUUUGUCUACUCCAGACCUUCUGUGUGUGUUUCUCUUUCUCCGUCCCUUUGGGGUUUCUUACCACCACCUGUUUGCCUCCAUGUAGUGUGGCUGCAGGACUGCGGUAGAUGAUUAUGGCGGAACCUACCACCAGAUUUGGAUGUUUUAUCUUUUUCCGUUCAGGAUCUAUAGUAUACGGACACUCUACAUUCAAUUCCCGAACGAGGACCACCCUGGUACCCCAUUAAAAUGUUCCCACCUUAAGUGCGAAACUGCAAGGGAACCAUUUCAUGAUUUUCGCACAGGAACCCCCGAACAGAGACCGGCCGGGACACCCAUUUUCCUGGAACUGUUUUGGGCUAUCCUCAUGUGUCCAGCCAGUCAAAACUUUACCCCCGGUAGCGAUCCAAUUUCACCUAACCGAUCUGAGAGAUCUUUGGACAGGUUAUACACUCAGACCAGGGCUUUUGUCCGGUUCCUAGUUAUGAUGGGGUACUUUUGGGGUACUGGAUAUUUUGUAUAGAUUUUUUGUACCUGAGAGAUAAUUGAAUUAUAGUUUUUUUCUCACACAAUUAUCUCUCAGGCACAGAAGACCCUGGGAAGGGAAACUGUGACGAAGUGCCCUUCGCCACUUGUGCCUGGAGAGGACUGCUUGCCCGCCUCUUGCCCUGUGACUAUGGCCUCUGGGAUAUAUUGCCCUUUAAAGACAUGAUUUGGGCAUAAUGGAUUUGUGUUGUGCUGCUGCUGGCCCUUUAAGAACCAUCUGGGGACAUACUGUGGAGUUACUGGGUGGCCACCAUUUCCUGUAUCAGAAGCACAUGGUGAGAACAAUGGAUGGCGGCCAUUUUAACUCACAGACACUGUUUGGACUUUUCAACACGGUGCCAUCUCGUCAGUAUUUGGUGCACAGAGACAUCGUGCAGUGGUUUUGGACUAUACAGCAGGGGACACAUUAUACAGUGAUUGUUUUUCAUUUAGCCUGUAUAUGUUCUGCAGAAUCUGCAUUAAACUGUAUUUUCCAAAGUAUUGAACAGAUCUGGGUGAAUUUUGGAUAUGUGGUUCACCCAGAUCCCUCGGUUCCAAGGAUAUACUUUUUAUGGGGUUAUUGCAUGUUUUGGGGUCCAUGUGAUGUAUAUUUUAGAAGUUAUGAAGGCUGUAAAAACUGUAUUAUUUCUGGCCAGCAGAUAAUUGAGCUUUGUGUAUUGUAGAAACUCAAUUAUCUAGCCUGGCCCAGAGGAGGAGUUUUGUGUUGCAUAAAUUGUGAGUUCUGUGUGCCAGUAAAUCAGUCUUGUUCCAGCAUUAAGCCUUGGCUCAUGUUUGGGGGAUUGGAGAAAUACACUCUGGGAUUGCUAUAAUCACUUUACUCCCCAGGGUAUGAUCACUAAGUUCUGCUAAGAGCUUGUUCCUGUUCCUGCUCUCUGGGGAAAGAGAGGUUCACCCACUGGAAGCUGGAUCCUGGCCUUGGGUCCAGGGUGGGUGGAGACAGCAGAGACCCCGGCGCAGUUGCAUCGCUGGAAGUGGGGUCUGCAGUGCUGAUAGUGUCGGUUGGAGUGCUUGAAGUCCUCAGCGAGCACUAGGUGCAUCGAUUGGCGGAGGUACUCAGUCGGAGUGCCAGCGUUCCGUCACAGAAACCCUUUAUUGUUGUGUGGGAUACCCCAUGUAGGGGUCUGUGCAUAAAAGCUUUGUGUGAAAAAAAUUAGUUGACUCCCAGAACUAUAUUUCGUCUGUUUACUGGCGGAAUGGAUGUCUGCUUGUUUAAUGGUUCUAGUCUGACUGAGAAGAUAAAUUAGCAGAGGUAAUCAGUCGGAUUAUCCGUGGUCUGCUACAAUGAUCUUUUGUUUCCUCUACACAGUCUGAUAGGAAACAGUGAGCACUUCCAGGUAGAGGAUAAAGAAUCCUAUAAUGCGAUUCUUUUGGCUACCCUACAUGCAGUGACCGGCAGGAGGGGAGUGCAAUGCUAUGUGAUUCCCUCCUGCUGGUCACCCAAGGAUUGUACCCCCUGGGCCGGUGUACCCUAGGCAGCUGGCUAGUGAUUCUUAGAGGUUUCUUUUUUUUUUUUUUUUUUUUUUUUGCAUUAGGGGAAUAUUCAAUUAUAUUAUUAAUAUGUAUUUAAACAGUUUGUUGAUCCAAGGAGAAAUCUGAUUGCCAUUAUGAAGUUUGGUUUUUUUUGCCUUCUUUUGGAUCAAAAGCAUAAAAGAAAGGGCUUUGAGUUUGAACUUGAUGAAUUGUCUUCAUUCUAGAUUACUAUGUAGCUAUGUAAUGGGAGGUCCUAGGGUUCAAACGUCUAAUUAACCCUCCUUCGCAAUAUCCAUGACCAUCACCACUCACUAUCAGACAUCCUACAUUCUGAUUUGUUAUUUUUAUGCAUAAUGGUGAUUCCUGGGAAAUGUUUCCCAGCAGCAAAAGUUUCUAAAGCCAUAUUUAUGCUUAGCUAUUUAGUGGCUGGCUGGGGUCGUUUGUUCGCUUGAAUUAAUCUGAUGUGUAGAGCUUUCUGUAUUGUUUUCUACACUGGAUACUUGAAUGUUUCCAAGCAGGUAAGUUGUAGUCACCGUACACAAAAGUAGCAUGCCAGCUCGUGGUGAUUGAACGGUGUCUGCAUCUAUGUAGGGAGUGGGGGCGCUGAGAUUCCUGGUCUAGCGUUCCUAUGAAACAGUUUAAAGAUUUCUUAGUAUUGAAAGCAAUUAUGGAGAAAGAUCCAGAACAUUAUCAUAGUGACCCCCCCCCGGUAUAUCUGCAACAGAAGCUUUCUGGCCAUUGUAAACACUAUGUGUUAUUUUUGCCUUUUUAGACACCAAUGAAUCAAGCUUCCACUCGGUCCCACUGCAUCUUCACCAUUCACAUAUCUAGCAAAGAACCUGGGUCAGACACUAUCCGACGAUCUAAACUGCACCUGGUGGACCUGGCUGGAUCCGAACGUGUCGCAAAAAGUGGAGUUGGUGGCAAACUGCUAACGGAAGCUAAAUACAUUAAUUUAUCACUACAUUAUCUUGAGCAGGUAAGGACCAUCCUGUCUCCUGCUUUACAUUAUUAGGCUCCUUUUGAUAAAUGUACUUUUAAAUUGACUCAGGUUUAACGUGCUGCUUUGAGCCCUCAUGAGAAACAUAGGGCUGAACAUAUUAGCCGUUACUGACCAUUAACUGAACAAUUUAGACUGUAUCAACACUUUUACUUCUAAAGUAUUUGAUAACUUUAAGUCUUUCAGUUUUGUUUUUUUGUCUGUUGCUCCUUUUGCUUCCCCUACCAUCAAUUUUGAAUGGUGACAUUUGUUUUGCAAUGCAAUCUUUCUACCAUUUUUCUCUUCUCUUUUUUUCAAUAACUAUGAACAUGGCGGUCUUCCGAAAUGAAUUAGAAAACAGGGUGGAAAUUACAAUGACGAAAAUGUUAAUUUGUUAGACUAAGAACACUUUAUUUAAUACAAUAAAAAAUAAUGAUGAAAUGUAACUAUAAUUUUUCAGAACAUUUUGAUAAAUAUCCCCCAAUGAGUUAUAUUUACAUUCUUUGUUACAUGCCUAUAUUAUAAAUCUCUAUAUUGCAUUCUUACAAUGUUACGUUUAACAUUGACAGCAGAUGCUAUUUCCAAUGCUAUGUUUAUUAAUACGUGUCAUGGCCAGUAGAGAUGUCGCGAACCGUCCGCGAACAUCUCGCGAACGGUUCGCCGCGGUUCGCCACGAGCUGUUCGCGGCGAACUCCGGUCAGCUGACAUGUCCCGGCCAAUCUCCAGCAGACCCUCCCUCCCAGGCCCUCCUACUUCCUGGACAGCAUCCAUGUUGUCCAGUAAGUAGGAAGGUCUGGGAGGGAGGGUCUGCUGGAGAUUGGCCGGGACGUGUCAGCUGACCGGAGUUCGCCGCGAACAGCUCGUGGCGAACCGUUCGCGAGAUGUUCGCGGACGGUUCGCGACAUCUCUAAUGGCCAGUAAUAGGUAGAACCAUCAAAUCCUCUGAAUCUUUUUAAUACAACAUGUAAAUAUUUCUUAUUUAGCUGCACUGUCUUCUUGUCGUAACUGAAUAUGGAUAAUUAUUGAAAAGACAAAGCUACUCUGUUGUUUGUCCGUAGCCUUCUCAUACUCUCUUUCCUCUAUUUUUAUUAAUGUGACUAUUUGCAGUUAUUUGAAACUUCCAUGUAAAUCCACUAAUUGUUUUAAAAUAAUGGCCUUACGAGGUAGCAGGGAAAGAAGGCUGGUAGAGAUAGACUCAGCCUUGGACAUGACGCAGACCAAUCUGGAGGUUCCAGAUUGUGGAUUAAAUUGUGUUUUUCAAAUUAUUCAGUGAGAGUCCUCUGGCUGUCAGGCUCUCUAUUCUUUCUUCUGAAUGUGCUUAGCUACUGUGUCAAGCACAGCGGGUACUUGUGUUUUAUAAUCCUUUACAUAAAACGUUAAAAUGUUAAGCAGCUUCCAACUAGGGAGAAAAUUAACUUCAUCAUUUAGAGACAUUACAAGGUAAACGCACACAUUGGAUAUAAGUGCCCUAUUUCAAGGAAAACCCCCUUGGGGGAAUAAACAAUUCCAGAUCUGGUUGUACUUGUAGUGUAACAGAAAUCUAAAUGUGUAAUUCAUGCGCCAGUAUUACAACAGCUUUGGGCUUCGUCUCUAUUCUAUGAACGUUUAAAGGGAAACGAGUUGUUUAAACAUAGUGAGAUACAAACAAGUGUAGGAUCUUAAGUAUGAAGUAUUUGAUGGAAAAUAUUUCAGAAUACGGAGGACAACACACCUAGACUGAUAUUUUGGAAAUUAAUCAUCAUUUCAGGCAAAAUUCACAUAUCUUUGGUACUGAUGUUUUUUUUUUGCAAAGGAAACUCAUCUAAUAUAUCAGUUCUUAUACUUUAGUGUGUAGGAAAGGCUUCAGACAUUGAAGCUUCAUGUCUGGUAAAAUAAUGCUGACAACAUUUGAACAAUUUGUUCCUUAACUCAAACUGGACUAAAACUACAAAAACGCAUGAGCAGAUGUACAUAUCCAGGCGUCAACCUAAGAUAGUUGUCAGUCCGACUAUACAGAUUUAAAACUUAUCGUUUAUACUGGUGAUCAUUUCCCUAGAAAAAAACUACUAAUCAGAGUGCUCUGAUAUAAUUAUAUCAGGAAAGGAAGGAAUACAAGAAAUGUAAACCUGUGUAUUUUAUUUAGCACAUCACAGGCAUUUGCUAAAUUACUGCAAAUGAGUUUCAAUUUGUCCCUGUUAUGACAUUCUCUGACCAAUUCUCUUAUUGUUGCAGGUGAUAAUUGCAUUGGCUGAAAAGAACCGAUCUCAUAUACCAUAUAGAAACUCCAUGAUGACCUCGGUGCUCAGAGACAGCCUCGGGGGAAACUGCAUGACCACCAUGAUCGCAACUCUAUCGCUGGACAAGAGGAACAUUGAUGUAUGUGAAAAAUUCCACCAUAUUUGUGUUAUUAGGCUGCCUUGAAUGUAGCGUUUAUGGGAAGAUUGCAUGUGAUAAGCUUCGUGUUUCUCUCCCCUCACUGUCCCUUAGUGGUCCUUCCUCUUUCCCACCUUAGUGUUUCUCCCCUACCCCCCCCCCAUAUUAGUGGUCCUGUCUCUGCCCCAAAUCCUUAGUGGUUCUCUCUCUCCUCCUUCCCCGCCCCUCUCAGUGGUCCUACCUCCCUCUCCCUCUUAGUUGUACUACCUCUCCACUUCCCCCUCUUUAGUGGUCCUCACUCUCCCCCCCCUUCUUGGUGGUCCUCCUCUUCCCUCCUUCUUGUGGCUCCUACUUAUCUUUGUAGUGCGGCAUGGGCGGCGAACCGUGGUACAGGAGCUUCUGUUUCCUGUACCCAGCCGGACUGACAGGAAGUGCUCUCUCAGUGAGCACUUCAUGUCAGUCCGGCCGGGUACAGGAAACAGAUGCUCCUGUACUGUAGUCUGCUGCUUGGCCACGUUACAAUGAGUGAUUGGCAGGAGGGAGCGAUGUGCGUUUCCAUCCUACCAGGUAACUCAAAUCUGGCGCCCCUAAGUCGCCUAUAGGAUGCGCCGGUCCUGGGUGUCACCCUCCCCCCGUCCCCCCUUCGUGCUGCACACCCUGGUCCGCACACCCCACACCCUCCUUGUGACGCCACUGUUUACAGAUCCUCUAACGGUAAUGGAAGCAGUGUGGUAGGCCAUUUGGUAUUUUUAUUUGUGAGUUGCUGGUAGUGACAGAUCACGAUUUAAUUCGCUGUUUCCAGCAAUCAGAAACACAUAAAAUAUUGCAUAUUACUCCUUUGAAUCAGGUGACGAUAAAGAACUUCAUCAUGAUUUUCAUAUAAAUGGUAACGAUUUGUCUCUCUAGGAGUCUAUUUCCACGUGCCGAUUUGCUCAAAGAGUUGCUUUAAUAAAGAACGAAGCCACGCUGAAUGAAGAGAUCGAUCCUCAGCUGGUAAGUGUGCUCUAAAACGUCACUUUACAGACUGCAAUUCAACAUCUACAUUGUGUUAAAAACAGUUUAGUAGAUAUACCCUAAAAAGCACAAAGCACAGACUAAAUUUCGCAGUAUCCUUUAUUCCCAAAGAUAAAAAACCUAAAAAUCAUGCAAAAAUCCAAUCCCCCAAAUGUUGUGCUGGAGGUAAAAUCCAGUCGUCUCCUCGGCUGUAUGGGAGUCUGGUAUGGAACCUCACCAGAGUCAUUAAAGUGUAAAUAUGCGAUCAUUCACUGUCCGCUCCGACGCAUUUCAUGAGUUAGUUCUCACUUUCUCAGGGAGCUGUGAAUAAUCGCUAAAGGAUGAUUCCAUAUAGAGACAUCCCCACUUUCUGCAGUGUACAUCAGUAAUUAGUUAAAAUAGCUGCUUGCUGGAGCCUUAUUAAAAUAUGAUUCCAGAACUUAUUUAUACAAAUAAUAAACAAUGUCAAGAAAAGAAAACCAUGAAUCACUAGACCCCUCAGUUGUAUGUGAGUACACUAUGUUGGGGACAUUGCAUUUCAGUAUGCUUUUUAUCUUUGGGAAUAAAGGAUACUGCACCAUAUAGUCUGUGCUUUGUACUUGUUAGGAUUUAUCUACAAAACUGUGAAAGUUUGGGUGAGUGCAGAGGACACCGUCUGUCUGAAGCUGCAGCAUGUCUACUUUGGGGCUUAUCUGACUAGGGAUCCACGAUUCUGAUAACUGGAGAAAUGAAAGAAACCAGAAUGGCAGAUGGUACAAUAAACGCUUGUUUCGUUUUUUGAGAAUGAAACACCAAAUUAUUGUGAAUUGAAAUUUGAUUUAUAAAAUUCUUAUAAAAUAUUGUUUUUCGCUUCUUUGCUAGUUUUAUGUUGCAGUUGUUGGAUUUGUAAUCAUUAUUUUUACAUUGCAUAAUGAAAUAAAUACAAAUAUUAGACGGUUUUCUUUUUAAUCCCUGACUAUGUCACUGAUAGUGAUGUCCCGAACGGUUCGCUGGCGAAUAGUUCAUGGCGAACAUGGCGUGUUCGCGUUCGCCACAGAUGGCGAACAUAGCGUGUUCGCGUUCGCCACAAAUGGCGAACAUAUGCGAUGUUCGGUCCGCCCCCUAUUAAUUUACUAAUACUAAGUAAAAAUUACUUAGUAUUAGUAAGUUGUACCCCUACUCGCAAUACCGCGAGUAGGGGCAUGUCUAUUAAACAGUGAACAGCCUGUGGCUGCUCACUGUUAAAAAAAAAAAAAAAAGGGUCCUCCCCGGGUGGGGGCCCUAAAUACUAAUGGGGGGGACCUACUGUCCCCCCCUGGCCCCCACCCCUGAGCGGUGGGUGGGGGCCCUAAAAUUAACAAUAUGGGGGGGACCUAUUGUCCCCCCCCGGCCCCCACCCCUGAGUGGUGGGUGGGGGCCCUAAAAAUAACAAUAAGGGGGGGACCUACUGUCCCCCCCCGGCCCCCACCCCUGAGUGGUGGGUGGGGGCCCUAAUAACAAUAAGGGGGGGACCUACUGCCCCCCUGGCCCCCACCCCUGUGCGGUGGGUGGGGGCCCUGAAAUUAACAAUAAGGGGGGUCCUAUUGUCCCCCCCGGCCCCCACCCCUGAGCGGUGGGUGGGGGCCCUAAAUACAAAGGGGGGGUGGACCCUAGUCACCCCUCCCCCCCCCAAAAAAAAAUGAUCUCCCUACCUACCCCCCUCACCCUAAAAAUAAUGAUGGGGGACCUAACUAAAAACCUGUAAAAAAAAAUUAGAUAAAAAUAACUUACCAUUUGAUGUUUUCUUUCUUCUACAAUCUUCUUUUUUCAGCCCCAAAAAAGGCCAAAUAAAAAGCCAUAAGAACCGACGCAAUUAAAAAAAAAACAAACAAAAAAAACGAGCGCACAAAAAAAGAAUCCAUCUUCACCCAUGGAGGGCUCCGCGCAGACUGAGCUCUGCAGGGCGGGGGAAGGCUUAUAAAGCCUUGCCACGCCCUACAAUUAGGCUAAGAACACUCUGAUUGGCUGGUUUAAGCCAAUCAGAGUGCUCUUUGUCAUUUUAUACAGCGUGGGAAAAUUCAAAAGAACUUUCCCACGCUGUGGUAAAAUAACACAGAGCACUGUGAUUGGAUGGCUUGGAAUCCAUUCAAAAGAACUUUCCCACGCUGUGUAAAAUUACACAGAGCACUGUGAUUGGAUGGCUUGAAAUCCAUCCAAUCACAGUGCUCUGUGUCAUUUUACACAGCGUGGGAAAGUUCUUUUGCAUUUUCCCACGCUGUGUAAAAUGACAAAGAGCACUCUGAUUGGCUUAAACCAGCCAAUCAGAGUGUUCUUAGCCUAAUUGCAGGGCGUGGCAAGGCUUUAUAAGCCUUCCCCCGCCCUGCAGAGCUCAGUCUGCGCAGAGCCCUCCAUGGGUGAAGAUGAAUUAUUUUUUUGUGCGCUCGUUUUUUUUUUAGUUUUUUUUUUUAAUUGCGUCGGUUCUUAUGGCUUUUUAUUUGGCCUUUUUUGGGGCUGAAAAAAGAAGAUUGUAGAAGAAAGAAAACAUCAAAUGGUGAGUUAUUUUUAUCCUCAUUAUUUUUAGGGUGAGGGGGGUUGGUAGGGAGAUCAUUUUUUUUGGGGGGGGAGGGGUGACUAGGGUCCCCCCCCUUUGUAUUUAGGGCCCCCACCCACCGCUCAGGGGUGGGGGCCGGGGGGACAAUAGGUCCCCCCCUUAUUGUUAUUUUUAGGGCCCCCACCCACCGCUCAGGGGUGGGGGCCGGGGGGGGGACAAUAGGUCCCCCCCUUAUUGUUAAUUUUAGGGCCCCCACCCACCACUCAGGGUUGGGGGCCGGGGGGGGACAAUAGGUCCUCCCCUUAUUGUUAUUAGGGCCCCCACCCACCGCUCAGGGGUGGGGCCAGGGGGGACAGUAGGUCCCCCCCUUAUUGUUAUUUUUAGGGCCCCCACCCACCGCUCAGGGGUGGGGGAUGGGGGGGACAAUAGGUCCCCCCCUUAUUGUUAUUUUUAAGGCCCCCACCCACCGCUCAGGGGUGAGGGCCGGGGGGGACAGUAUUUUUAGGGCGCCCACCCGCCGCACAGGGGUGGGGGCCGGAGAGGGGGAGGACAGUAGGUCCCCCCCCUCAUUAUCUUUAUGGCCCCCACCCGCCACCCAGGGGUGGGGCCGGGGGGGAGGACAGUAGGUCCCCCCCCUCACUAUCAUUAUGGCCCCCACCCGCCGCCCAGGGGUGGGGCCGGAGAGGGGGAGGACAGUAGGUCCCCCCCUCAUUAUCUUUAUGGUCCCCACCCGCCGCCCAGGGGUGGGGGCCGGGGAGGGGGGAGGAGAGUAGGUCUCCUCCCCCCCCCCUUCAACCACUAUUGUGGCCAGAAAGAGUCCCUGUGGGUUUUAAAAUUCGCCUGCCUAUUGAAGUCUAUGGCGGUUCGGCGGGUUCGCCCGGUUCGCGAACAUUUGCGGAAGUUCACGUUCGCCGUUCGCGAACCGAAAAUUUUAUGUUCGCGAUAUCACUAGUCAGUGAUGUUUCCGUUUUUUAAUCACAAGUAUCCACUACGCUCCCGUUUCUGUGUUUAUUCUUAGAUGAUCGUACGUCUUAAGAAAGAAAUCCAAGCACUGAAAGAUGAAUUGUCCUUAAUCACUGGAGAACAGAGGACGGAGGAACUGACCCAUGAUGAGAUUCUAAGGUAUUUUUAUAAAAUUAUCUAAAGAAAUUAUUCGUUCACCUAGUGUCGUCCACCUGGGACCUAUGAAAAAACUAGAAAAGUUUGUUUUAAUGUGAGGGGGUGCUUUUUGGCGAUUGUCAUGUAGAAAACCUGUUGGUUUAGAAGACCUGGUUAUGAUUCCUAUCUGCACUACUUACUACAGCUACUGAUCCACAUCUCCUUUCUCAAACCUCUAGAUGGGCUCCAUGGAUUUAAUACCUUUUUAGUAAAUACUGUCAGUAGGUCUACUGCACUUGGAUUUUUUGGAGAUUUUCUGUACUGGCUGCCCUUGUCUACAUGUACAAUCAGAGUUUUUUGUAUUCUGUAGACAGUGAUAUACUUUGUCUGGAACUGUACGCGCAAUACCUAUAACGAUGCCAUUGUUUCUCAUGGAUAGAAGAGAGAGGGCUUAAUAAUUAGUCCUAGGAAGCCUUGCUUCUUUAUUUCAUUUACUGUCCACCUGCUAAUGGGUGGGAGCUGUGGGGGGAUAAUAGUAAUGGGGGUAGUCCCAUACUAAUUUAAGGCACCCACCGCUAAUGGGUGGGGGCUGGGACACUAGGUACACUGUUUAGUUUUGUAGCCCCCACUUAUGGGGCUGGAGGAGAACGCUAUGUCCUCCCCUGUUAAAUAUUGUAAUGUGGGAUCUGUGCCAGGCAUGUGUGUGCCUGGUCACCCUGUAUUGUAAUUGGGGCAGGGGGACUUUUUUUACAUGCCCGUCCUCACGGCAUAGUAGGGGUAUGAGGAAGAAUGUUUACUAAGUAUUUUUUACUUCGUAUUAGUAAAGUUGGUCUAUCAGCUUUCUAGUAAAUAGCUCCCUAAUACUUGUGGGAUUUAGGAGGCUAUCUUCUAAACAGCUGCAAGAUGCAACCAUGGCACAAUCUUAAUGAUUUCUUAAUGAAAUUACAAACUGAAAAUAAUGCCCAAAUUUAGUUCGAAUACAAAUGGACAAACUGCUGACAUUCUCUUCGGACAAAAUUCUGUCACUUUGGCGGCGCCCUAGUCUAAAUGGCAGGACGUUCAGAAUUGGCGAAAGGAAGCAACGUAAGAACACGGAGCAAAGUGAAUAUUGUGGGAGAACUGUGUCGGACACAGGAAAUGGAGCAUGUGUCAAAGAAGGUCAAGCUUACGAAAAAUACAUAAGUAAAAGUAGUCCCUGCUAGAGAACUAGAUCAGGAAUAAAGAGACAAACUCUGAAAGUACAUCUUUAAUGAACUGAGAACAGAUUCUGCUUACACUUACACUGCAGUUUCCAAAUCUCUGCUAUAUAUGACAUCUCCGGCAGUUCUGUUACCAGGGUUUUCUUUAUAUAAAUCAACACAAAAUAAUAUCCCAACCAUAAAGGCAAUGAUUUCCACACGAGAACCAAUUCAUUCCCAGAAUUCCUCAGUGCAGAGAUGUAUUCAAUAAAAAAAUAAUGCACCGUAGAUUUAAAAAUAUCAAUACAAUUGUAACGGAUCACCUGGCACCCGGACUGGGUACCUCCGUUGAAAGAUGCUCCUAGCACUUCCUGAGGACUCCAAGCACUGCAGCAGACACCACAACCACCGAACAAGAGAAGCAUACGAAUGCUCUCAAGCAUCUGAAUGAUGUAAGCAGCUGAACAGGAAUAGCAUACAAUCAGCUUACACUCCUGGCAAUCAGCAUACAAUCCAAUUCCCCCAAUAACGAGACGACACUUCGUUUUGAGGUCAAGCAGAACUGACUGUACUGGCACAUACAGCCUCUUUUAUUCCCAAUCCACAAACUUAGUACUGCCAACAGGGUUUUAGAGAACAACCAAUAACACACGUACAUUACAGAAAACACUCCCAGCAAUUAUACACAAAAUCCUCCCCUCUGCCUGUGAUAUAAUUAUGGUACACAAUGGGUUAACAUAAUUAUCACAAGCAGGAAAAAUACAGUUUUUAUACAGGUGCUAUAACUUUAAAAAUAUACGUCCAAUCUUCAUAAAAAUUACAUAUUCAGAAUCCGCAUGCUUGAAAUAUACACAUAUUCAAAAAUCAGGGCAAUCGGUUCAGGGGUUAAAAAGUUAAGGGAAAGUCCUAUUUGACCAAAUGAAGCAUGGUUUUUCUGCCCAAAACCAGAUCCACAGAGUCUUCUAUCCUGGAGAUAAUUGGGAAGUAAUCCAAUUAUCUCCAAGGACAGAGGCAAAACUCCAUUAACCACAUGGCAGUACAAGACAGUAAAAUACAAUAAAAUACACAAGGUUACAUUUAUUACAUAAAAUACAGACAUGCAACAUAUCCCCGGAUAGCUUAGAUCUGAGCGCAAAUUAUUACUGAAUGGCGCUCAGAUCACAUACAUACAAAUCAAUUGCCAUGGAGCCAAAGUCUUUCACCUAGUCUUUCGUUAUACGAAUGGGCUCCAUGGCAUAGCUGUCUGGGGUAACACUGCUUACAUAGGGAAAGUACCAAAUGACCCAGUUUUCGGGUCUUUGCAGGGGAAAAUCCAGCAUUUCAACAUGGGGCCAUAGUCACAGGGCAGGAGGCUGGCAAUCAGUCUUCUCCAAUUGCCAGUGGUGAGGUCGGUUUCGCCACAACAAUAUAUUAACUUUUUUUUAGUGCCACAUGAUUGUGCAAAGUACACAUUUGAUGACAGAGGGAUUUUAAAGGGACCUUGCGCACAAGCCAUGGGCCGUGAGACUAAUCAGAUUGUCUCCACCAGUUUAUACUCGUAUAAAGUAAUGUUUCUUGUUAUAGUUUUCCUGUCCCGGACAGCAUUAGGUCUAAAGGCUGGCCUUUUAUCCACCAUAGUUUUCAAAAAAAUAACUCCUAAACCAACCCCCACACGUUUUGGUUAUGUCCUUAUUGUCUGCCCAUGUUUCAUGUUUAGUCUUUUAGGUUUAGAAAGCUUGUUCUUUGUUUUCCUUCACUUGAAUUCCAAGAGAUAAAAUACUUGUGACGCUGCUAUUUGCUAACGUCCUUAGACGGAGUCUAAGCAGUUUUUAAAGUGUCACUUUACUAGUAGUGAUGUCCCAAAUGGUUCGCCAAACGGUUCGCGAACGGUUCGCCACGAACGGUUCACCGCGGACUCAUCAUUGAGUAAACUUUGACCCUGUACCUCACAGUCAGUAGACACAUUCCAGCUAAUCAGCAGCAGACCCUCCCUCCCAGACCCUCCCACCUCCUGGACAGCUCACUAAGAAUGCAGCUUCACAAUGGAUGCUGUCCAGGAGGUGGAAGGGUCUGGGAGGGAGGGUCUGCUGCUGAUUGGCUGGAAUGUCUCUGCUGACUGUGAGGUACAGGGUCAAAGUUUACUCAAUGAUGAGUCCGUGGCGAACCGUUCGCGAACUGUUCGGCGAACCGUUCGGGACAUCACUAUUUACUAGCCAAAUGAAAAAACAAAACAAACAAUGUUUAGAGCUAUACCCCAAUGAUAAAACACAUGCAUUUUUUUCCAUUGGAGGUGUAUCUAAAAACAGCUUGCAAAAGCUACAGAUCUCUUGUUUGCAGCCUUUGUAAGCCCUCCCCUUCUAAACCCGACCAGACUUUCUGUGGCUGUCCAAUCACAGACUUCCCAAUGCAGCUCAGAGAAAGGUACGUGGAAAGAGUCCUGCACCCUCUAGAAUUCAUACUUUGCAGAAAACAAGCCUCUUAAUCAAAGACCUGCUUACCUAGCAUUCAUACUGCAGGGUAGCACUUUUCAUGCUCUUCCCUUCAAUGUAAAAACAUUAUGUGUCCUGGGAAACUGUGCUGGACCUGGCAGUUCUAACUAUGGAUGUCGAUUUCCCAUUGUACUAAUUCUGCCUCAUACCUUUUACUGUCUGUCCAGGUCUUUUUACAUGUAAUAACGUAGGUUUGAUCUGUAAAUGACUGACCCACUAACCUGAGAUUCCGUUUAACGCGACACAGCUGUUUUAGAUUUUGGUGCAGUUAUAUAACCAGAUAAAAUAGAAGUAUGGUUUCCUUACUGAUACAUUUAAUGCAGAGAAAAUAGAUUUAGCAAUUUCUUGGAAACAUUUUGAAGCAAAUAGUUAAGGACUGGUUAAACUGCAUUCCAUUGGGCUACAUAUUAGCAACAAGCCUGGAAUAUUCUAAUAAUUGUAUUUCGAGUUAAAGGAUUCUGCAAGUUAAACUCCGCUUUCAGUUUGUGGUUAUAUCAGUCUUUUGGGGUCAUUUUUGUAUCAUAAAUUGAAUUCUUGACAUAGGUUAUUAUGAUUCAGAUUUAUCUUCCCACUGGAAUUCUGAAACGGGUUUUAUUAAGAACAAAAAAAUAUAAAAAAUGUCAAAUCCUUCAAAUGUACAAAGCAGGAAUGUGUCCUUAUCCCCAUAAACAUUUGUUUAGUGAUAUGUGUAUAUAUUAUUGGAUGUUGGCUUCACACACGCGCCUUUUAACAUUUGACAUUUAAAAAGCGCAAUCUGUGUCCAAAAGCAGCACAUAGCGUUUUGAAUGCUGCCAUUUCAAAGCAAUCAAUCCAUUUAUAUCUCAUCACCUUAAUGUUCAAACCAUAGUUAGCAGCUGUACCCCUUUCUACCUCCCAUCCAAAAAACUGUCCUGUUUGCAAUGGAACUGAUUAACACCAGUAAGUUCCAUUGCUGAUUUUGGCUCCCAUCAUCCUUUACAGCAGUGUGUUAUGGUUUAGUUGCACUUCUGUAACCCAUUUUACAAUAUUUUAUUUUUAAAUCGAGGUAUAGUAAUGUCUUUUGAAUGCUGACCUCUUGCGUAUUCUGGAAGAGGAGUGACUCUAAGCUACUUAGAACACUCUAUAAAAAUUCCCACCACCCGCAAGUAGUCAGUGAACACAAAUUUCGGAAAUCUUGGCUUAAGAUUCAAAGUCAUAAGGGUUUCAUCCAAUCUUAGAAUCUUGGGGUGAAUAGUCAAAGCUUUAAGAACACAAAGUCCCAAGAUUUUGAGUAGUAUUUGCUUUUUAUUUUGUUUGUCUGUUUUAGAGUCCUUCGUGAACGUGAAUUAAUUUUCUCCUAUCUAAAAGCUACAGUUUAGUUUUAUUUUGUUUAUUUUUCUUUCUCUAAAGAUGUAUCUGGGAUAUAGCUCUUUACUAACCCUGUAUACCCCGUAAUUAAAAAAAACCCAGAUACAUUAAAAACGCAUUAUGAUUGUAUUGAUGAUUACGCUGUGUAUUGUUUAUCAGUUGUUUUUAAUUAUGUGAUGUAUAGCUCCUCUUGAAUAUUUAAUGAAAAGAGGAGUUCCUUUCAUGGAAAGAUAAUGUUGGACUGUUUAGGCAAACCGGCACUGUAAAGACUGAUAAACAUGAGCGCAUAUAAGCGCGCUCUGGGUGUCCGUCGCACUAUCUUGAAAAAGAUAUCUUGAAACAUGUUGAAGUGCGAGCGGCAUUAUAAUUCUUGAGCUUGGCAGGAGAGUAGCGGUUUCCAGCUCCGGCGUCCUUCCACGAUCAAAUCAUCGUUCCCCGGCUUGAAUAUCCAGUCAGAACCUGUAUGACAGGAGGCUGGACGUUAAAGUCUUACAAACUACUGUACACCAACGCUUACUUUGUGGUUUUUUGGAAACAAGUACCAAACAAUUUAAAUGUAAUGGUUCACUUUGGGGGAGAGUUUUUUUUUAUUUGCUACAAUAAAUACAGUGUUACACUAUGUGGAUCUCCUUGUAUCCUUUUUAAGGUACUGUGGAUAGUUUUGCGAACACUGCAUUCAAGGAGUGUGGAUCCAACUUUUGUGGUAAUAUUACCCCCCUACAUGAUGGACAUUAUACCAUAUGAUUUAUAUAUUGGAGUAGGACAUGCUGUGUCAUAUAUGCUGCUAAUUCUAUUUAAGUCAUUUAUUUUUACGAAAUUUUUAAGGUGCAUAUGCUGCUUUUCUACUUCAUAGUUUAUAUGUGGAUUACCUGGAUUGUGUAAUAAAGGGUUUAUUCACUUGAGCGCUGACACUUUGAUUAGCAUUGUUUUAUGUGAACAUUUAAAGGAAGUUUCUUAUGUGUAUAGCUGCUUUUUCUUUAUAUAUUUUUUAUUUUGAACCAUUUAUUUUGCACUCUCUUGUUUACUGAUACAUAUCUGGGAUAUAUCUUGGCUAUUUACUAACCCUGUAUAUCUGGGAUACAGCUAUUUACUAACCCUGUAUAUCUGGGAUAUAGCUAUUUACUAACCCUGUAUACCUGGGAUAUAGCUAUUUACUAACCCUGUAUAUCUGGGAUACAGCUAUUUACUAACCCUGUAUAUCUGGGAUACAGCUAUUUACUAACCCUGUAUACCUGGGAUAUAGCUAUUUACUAACCCUGUAUAUCUGGGAUACAGCUAUUUACUAACCCUGUAUACCUGGGAUAUAGCUAUUUACUAACCCUGUAUAUCUGGGAUACAGCUAUUUACUAACCCUGUAUAUCUGGGAUACAGCUAUUUACUAACCCUGUAUACCUGGGAUAUAGCUCUUUACUAACCCUGUAUAUCUGGGAUACAGCUAUUCACUAACCCUGUAUAUAUGGGAUACAGCUAUUUACUAACCCUGUAUAUCUGGGAUAUAGCUAUUCACUAACCCUGUAUAUAUGGGAUACAGCUAUUCACUAACCCUGUAUAUCUGGGAUAUAGCUAUUUACUAACCCUGUAUAUCCCAUUUACUAACCCUGUAUAUCUGGGAUAUAGCUAUUUACUAACCCUGUAUAUCUGGGAUAUAGCUAUUCACUAACCCUGUAUAUAUGGGAUACAGCUAUUCACUAACCCUGUAUAUAUGGGAUACAGCUAUUUACUAACCCUGUAUAUCUGGGAUAUAGCUAUUCACUAACCCUGUAUAUAUGGGAUACAGCUAUUCACUAACCCUGUAUAUAUGGGAUACAGCUAUUUACUAACCCUGUAUAUCUGGGAUAUAGCUAUUACUAACCCUGUAUAUCUGGGAUAUAGCUAUUUACUAGCCCUGUAUAUCUGGGAUAUAGCUAUUUACUAACCCUGUAUAUCUGGGAUAUAGCUAUUCACUAACCCUGUAUAUAUAGGAUAUUUACUAACCCUGUAUGGGAUACACUAACCCUGUAUAUAUACAGGGAUACAGCUAUUCACUAACCCUGUAUAUAUGGGAUAUAGCUAUUUACUAACCCUGUAUAUCUGGGAUACGGCUAUUACUAACCCUGUAUAUCUGGGAUUAUUUACUAACCCUGUAUAUCUGGGAUAUAGCUAUUCACUAACCCUGUAUAUAUGGGAUACAGCUAUUUACUAACCCUGUAUAUCUGGGAUACAGCUAUUCACUAACCCUGUAUAUAUGGGAUACAGCUAUUUACUAACCCUGUAUAUCUGGGAUAUAGCUCUUUACUAACCCUGUAUAUCUGGGAUAUAGCUAUUUACUAACCCUGUAUAUCUGGGAUACGGUUAUUUACUAACCCUGUAUAUCUGGGAUAUAGCUAUUCACUAACCCUGUAUAUAUGGGAUACAGCUAUUUACUAACCCUGUAUAUCUGGGAUACGGUUAUUUACUAACCCUGUAUAUCUGGGAUAUAGCUAUUUACUAACCCUGUAUAUCCCAUUUACUAACCCUGUAUAUCUGGGAUAUAGCUAUUUACUAACCCUGUAUAUCUGGGAUACAGCUAUUCACUAACCCUGUAUAUAUGGGAUACAGCUAUUUACUAACCCUGUAUAUCUGGGAUAUAGCUAUUCACUAACCCUGUAUAUAUGGGAUACAGCUAUUCACUAACCCUGUAUAUCUGGGAUAUAGCUAUUUACUAACCCUGUAUAUCCCAUUUACUAACCCUGUAUAUCUGGGAUAUAGCUAUUUACUAACCCUGUAUAUCUGGGAUAUAGCUAUUCACUAACCCUGUAUAUAUGGGAUACAGCUAUUCACUAACCCUGUAUAUAUGGGAUACAGCUAUUUACUAACCCUGUAUAUCUGGGAUAUAGCUAUUUACUAACCCUGUAUAUCUGGGAUAUAGCUAUUCACUAACCCUGUAUAUAUGGGAUACAGCUAUUCACUAACCCUGUAUAUAUGGGAUACAGCUAAUUACUAACCCUGUAUAUCUGGGAUAUAGCUCUUUACUAACCCUGUAUAUAUGGGAUAUAGCUCAGUCUUUAAUAACUCUGUAUCUUCGGCUUGGAAGUCCCUUUCUGGAGUGUUGACUGAGAAUUUAAUAAGUUGCUUAUUCUUUAUUCCUGCAGACUUGAAGAGGAGCUCCAGGCUUAUUUGGAAGACAGAGAUCCAGAAGGCACUCCAGAUAUAGGAGCCGACAUGAGAAAAAUUCAGCAUUCCUUUGCUUUUUUCAAGGUAGCAGACAGUACCUGCAUGUCUGUAUAGUGUGUAGGAGGAUUUGUUAAAUAUUUCACAGCACUUAAUGUUUCUGGUGGGUAACGUGUGCAUUUUUACUGCGUGCCAGCAAGUGCACGACUGGUACAAUGCACAGAAUGCCCAUCGAACAAGGGCAACCUGGAGUAAAUUAGGCUUCUGAUUUCUGCUAUAUACCCAAUGGGAAUAAGGUCCAAGAGAGAAUUGCUGUAUUGACUGCAGGCCAAUUCAUCGUAGGUAAGAUAGUCUGUAAAAUAAUCUCCUAAUUGGCGAGGGACCCAGUGAAAAUUACACUAAAUGUGUCCAAAUACUGGGAAUAUCACAGAUAAUUGUGGAAUUGGUCAGUUAUUCCUGGUCACUAGUCGUUGGAUUUGGUUUUAUUAAAUAGUUCCUCCAGAAAGUCAGUACAUGUAUCAUGUGUGACUUUCUCUCAAACAGAGACUUUUAAAUCACUGGAAGCACCAUGGGGGAGAGACUGCUUCUGAGAGACCUUCUAGUUCUACAUCAAAACCCGAAGACAUUAAGAAACUCCGGGAUCUUCUGCAGCAAAGAGAUAAUGAGAUCAGUAUCCUUUUAAUUGUAAACGGUUUAUCUGCUCACUCCCAUCUCAGCCAACAGUGACUUCUGUUUACCUGCUCACCUGUAUCAAUACCAGGCAUAGUAACUGUUUACCUGCUCACCUGUAUCAGUACCAGACAUAGUAUCUGUUUACCUGCUCACCUGUAUCAAUACCAGACAUAGUAUCUGUUUACCUGCUCACCUGUAUCAGUACCAGACAUAGUAACUGUUUACCUGCUCACUUGUAUCAGUACCAGACAUAGUAACUGUUUGCCUGCUCACUUGUGUCAGUACCAGACAUAGUAUCUGUUUACCUGCUCACUUGUAUCAGUACCAGACAUAGUAUCUGUUUACCUGUUCACUUGUAUCACUGCCAGGCAUAGUAUCUGUUUACCUGCUCACUUGUGUCAGUACCAGGCAUAGUAUCUGUUUACCUGCUCACUUGUGUCAGUACCAGGCAUAGUAUCUGUUUACCUGCUCACUUGUAUCAGUGUAGUUAGUGUCACAAACACACCCUACUUCAAGAGUGUGCAUGACAUAGUUGUGGUGGUGAAAGGGAUAAAGUUCACUAUUUGUCUGCACUAGACCGGAAAUAAUGACAGAACCCCCCUUAACACCAUGCACACUUAGACAUAAUAAUAGAACUAUUACUAUUUUAACACUGCCACCACCAAGACAAUUUAUAAAUGGUCCCCAGGUAAAUCAAUAAUAAAAACCCACCAAAUACAACUUAGCACAAUAUUUAAGGAAUUGCAAAAAUACUAAUUAGUCUCUUCAGGUAACGUGAUUCUUUACCAGACAAAAGCAGAACUUAAUAAAGGAAUUUUGAUUAUGAACAAAAAAUAGUCACGGUGCAUACAAAAAUAUAGAUGUCAAUCAAAAUUAUUUACACCAACAAUGAAAGGGAUAAAAUAACAGAAGUCCCUAUCAUUUACUCAGCUUUUCAAAGUAAGACUUCUGCCCCAUUGGGUUUCUGGUAGGAAAGACAGUGACUCACUUAGAAUUAGAUUCUGUCCUCAAGCAAGUACAAUACACCCUUCAGUAUCAUUAGAGAUAUACCCUGUAUAGGUGGAGUUAAGGCGUAUCUAUAGAGAUACUACAUGACCACCCCCUUGUGUCCAGACCCACAUCAAUCCAAAUGGAAACAUUUGGUUCUACCUUCUCUUAUGUACCUGCCACAGAAAUAAUAAUUGCAUCUACGAAUGUGUUAUUAUUUUCCCAUUCCAUAGGCAUGUUACACUUCUUACUUGCGACCCACUAUGGCAGACAUGACAAUCCCUUCCCCUAUGGUUAAGUUAUGCCUCUCAUGUUUGGGCUUGUUUAGAAGAUGGCACUUGUCACAUUCCUAAUACAACAGAAAUGAGACUUGAUUAUUAUUCUGUGGGUAAAUAUUAAUGUUUUUCUCUUUUGGAUAUGAUACUGGAACAAGGCUAAUAGCCAUUAACAUAUCAAAGAGAUUGAUUCAUCAAUUAAGAGGCACAAGCCAUAUGCCUUUUCAAGUGUAGAAUCUCACACCUUGCAGGGCCUUUGAUUAACCACAGGAUGUCUUUCCUUUUUCACAUUCCUAUGCAAUUUACAUUACUCUUUCUGUCAUCUGACCUCUGUGGGGGUCCCAGCUUCUAAAAGGAAUUAAGGCUAUAAACCUUCCAUACAAUCAAAUUAACCCCUUUGGACUUUGACAAUACCACCUCUACCAGGCAGGCAUAUUAUCUUUGCACUACACAAAUUAAAUUAAAGGACAAUAUUCCAUAGUGCAAUGAUGGAUUACGCACCCUUGCCAUGACAGUUAGGUCUUCCAUGUACUAGAGAAGGAUAAAUAUACAAAGAUUAUUUUGCAUAUUACCGGACCUUAGAGUGGCCAUGCUUAACGCUCAGGUGGAAUAAGGCUUGCAAAAUCUAUGUCUGGAAAAUACGCUAGGUAAAAAUAUCUAAUAACAGUGGGGUAAAAAUACUAGCCAAGUAAGGGUACAGGAGAGCAGAGGAGUCAAGACAGUCAAGUGUCAAAAUACCAGUAGAAAACCGUAAUAGAACAAUACAGUAAUAGAAUAACACAUUUAAGGCUGUGAACUACGAAAGGUUAAUGGUCCUGAAAGGGCAGCGGUUUAAUUAGGACCUCUGUCCCGUAUCUUCAACCGAUGUCAAGUUCAAGUUGAGCGCUUGAACAAAUGCGGAAGGUGGAAAAAGACAUGAUCUAUCUAUUCUGUGUCAGGGUUACUCACUAAAGUGAGAAUUCACAGCUAUGCUUCAGUAUGGCUAAUUAAGCCUUAAAUUUAAAAUUCACUUUGAAUUCUUGGCAUGUUCCAGCAAAAUACAGCGUGUUUCACCAAGGCAUAGUCAGACUUAUUCACUUUUGACACCCUACAGCUUGGCAGAGACACCCUACAUUUUGACAGAGACCCUUGUGGCUUGCUUGCUUAAAUACAUUUUUUUUGUGUGGCUAUGGUGGGGUCCAACUGACUAAAAACUGUGUUUCGAACAUUAAAACUACAUCAUAUACUUCUCCAUGGACUCUUUUAUACAAAGGGAAAUGCUAGAUUUUCUAAACUUUUUAAAACAGAUAUACUGGUUAGCAUGCUAAAGAAAGAAAAGAAGAGGGCUGAAGACGCCAUAUUUGAAAUAAAUUCCUCUGGCAACCACCACCGUUUUGGGGUUUCAGAUGUCUCUGCUGGAAAUGUCAGUCAGCAGUCACCUGGAUCAGUUGGUGUCCAAGCCGAGAGAGACGGCUCCAACCUGGAACAGAGAUUCACUGCUCAGCACAGGAAAACAGGUGCGUGAAAUAAAUGGUCUGAUAGCCAGCACAGAUAAUGGACGUGUGUGUAUACAACCUGAUUCCUUUAAAUGUCUCCGGGCAAUCAUAAAACUAAAAGCGGUUUUAAAACAUGACACCAUGUUCUUUAAAAUGACAUUCCACUCCAAAAACUUUAUUCCUAAAACCAUGGAAACAGACAUCCGAUUCCAGCCAACUGCUUAUAUACAGAGAUAUGUGAGCUUCUAGCCAGAUGUAUGCAGAAUCCAAGCCAGUUAUAUCGCGUAUGCGUCUACAGGAUGAAAUAGCUUCAGAGAAAGUUGGACAGUAACCUAUUUGUUUAAAGUCAUCUUCAAAUACAAUCCUGACAUUACCACUAUACCUCAGAACAUGUGCAGAUUGUAUAUUGUAUUGGAUGUCUUGGCAUAUCUUAACCCAGUGGAAUAAUAGGGUUUUAUCGUGUGAUAUUAUCACUCCUAUUAAAUUCCAGAGAAAAUCUGGGGUUCAUUCAGCUAUAUGGGUAUAAAGAAAAGUAUGCCUUCAUUGGAAACAUAUUGAGCUUUCCAUUCUCUCUGUGUGGGAUGUUCUGGUACCUGAUUAAUGUGUAGUGUCAUUUUGUGGAGUAUUCUGUAAAGUACCUCACUGUUUUUUAAAUAUUACAGAAUUUCUCUCUUAUAUAUAUGUUUAUGUGUAGCCACACAGCCCUUCCACUCAUUACGUGAUCAAUGUAAUCAAGUCACAUUACAGCAGAUAUGUACAUUGGCCUAGCCCAGCUUAGUGUGCAGGUGUAGCAAUUCUUAGAGCAUGUGUUUAUUGUAUAUUCCAUAUUUGUUUAUAUAUAUAUAUAUAUAUAUAUUUUAGUAAACAAAAAAAGUUUAAAGAAAAUACAUACAUGAAAAAAAUGCAAAGUUGUGAAACAACAUUUUCUAAAAUACAUUAUGCCAAUUCCAACAAGUCAUAUCAACUCAGGUAAAAUAAGCAAAGAGUGAGACAUCGGCAUGGUCCGCAGAGGGCGUAUGAGAGUAAUUAGAGAAGUUCUCUAGCUAUGUACAUUAGUAAAGUCAUUGUCCAUCUAGGCGUUCAGCAACAAAGAUCCUUGAGCUUAUCGAUAUUUUCCUCAUGUUAAGACCAGACAGGUGGAAAAAAAGACAAUAUAGUGCGAACAGAGCAGUAAGCUAAACAAACAAUACACGGCCACCGAUAUGCAUGUAUAAUUUGCCCUAAUAAAACUAACAAAGUAAGUAAAACUAAACCCAACUGGGUAAAUCAUUAAAAAGGAGUAACUCCAAAUAGAAGAAGGGACCAAGUUGAGGAGAGUGAUUAAAUGUUAGUGAAAGAGUGAAAUGAAUAGAAAGCUUUGUAUGACGCAUCUAUAUAUGUUUGUACAAGUGUGCCGUAAUACCAGCACAAAAACACAGAAAAGUCGUAAGAUGAUUCUUUCAGCAGUUAUAAGCGAAGGACUGAUGACUAUGGCCGUUAUUUUCCUAUUCUAUCUAGACCUCUGCCUGGAUUGUUAAUGGUGGUGGCUGUGCUAUGUCAGUACAACAAACAAAAAUUCUAUUCAUGAACAAUGGCACUAAACAUAAAAAUCCAGUGCUGCUUAAACGGUCGUCCAAGUGUCACUUUAGCACUUCAUACAUAUGUAAAAUAAAGAUAGGAACAAGGUGAUUGCGCACACAAUGGUUGCAAUAGAUUCACAGCAGACAAUGGCAGAUAAAACCUAUAUAAUAAAACCAUAAGAAGCCAUCAUGGAAUGGGGACCUGAUGUCGAAGAACUUUCUCCUGCAUCAACUUAAGAUUGAUGAAAUGCCGACUUCUAUUGGCUCUAUAUUUGUUCCAAAUUAUUUUAAUCCACAGUGUUCGUAUAUACUGUGUGUAUGAUGGUUUCCUACGUUUAUAUAAUACAGGUUUUAUGUGCUAUGUCAGUGCCACAGGGUUUGUGUUUUGGGGUACAUUUGAGGAAGUUAGUUGUUUCAUACCUUGUUUGCACCUCCCUUUGGAAUUCUAUUUAUUUUUUGAUUUCCCAUAUUGGUAGAGGGACUUUUCCCAUGAUCACAAGUACAACUUAUAUUUUUUUGCCUCAGAUAUGGAAAAAGUAUGUGUGUUUUCCUAGAUAAAUCUACAUCUAUUGACUCUGCCAUGUCAGUCCUUGAAAAGCUUGAAAACAGAUUUUGUGGUAUUUUCCUUUUAGUACCUUUUAUCCUACCAUAUGUGUCUCCUGGAUCCAUUGCUGAGUCCCGUAUCUUAUUGCUGUAUUUUUGGUGCAUUAAAUGGAGCUUUAUUGCUGCCAGGUGCCACCUAUGUAUCAUCGUGUAAUAUUGAGAUUUUCCAAGGAUUCAAUCCAUUUUCUCUGGAAAUGGUCCAUGUUCUGUUUUCCUUGUGGUUCAGACUUUGAGUUUAGUCAAAUUUCUUGGUGUAAUAGGGGAGAUUUAUUGGUGUCGCCAACUCCUUUACAUCUAAUUUUCUGUGAAUUUUCUGCACAGUUUAUUUAAUCUCUUGUUUUUUGUAUUUAUUGUUUCUCUUGUGCCCUAAAUAAUAGUUUUCAAUUCAGGCCCUUUUUCGGCAAAGGAUUUUCAACCUUACUGACACUUUUUCCGGCAGAACAUUUUUUAUAUAUUUUUUUCCUAACAAUUUGAAAAACAUUUAUUAUGAAGAAAACUACUACUUUUAGAAUACUUUAUAGUAAUAGAAUUAAGAUUGUUGAGGUAGGUUAGGUGGAAAAAUGAAACCGGAAAACAGGUUGCGCCUAAAUAAAACAACAAAGUAUAAAGGACAGAUUUGUAAGAUAUAAACCAGGAUAAAUAUAAAAACACACAAAGCAGGAUGAACUAUAAAAUAAAUAGUCCUAAUGGUCUUCUGAUGAUCUCAAAUUUUCUGCAUCAUAAGGAUGCAGAAAAAAAAGGAAAACAAAUGGGGAUACUGAUAGUGUAAUAUGUAACACAAUGAGUGAAUAACAUAUAACAUAAGGUGUGUAAACUCCUACUCACAUUUACUAGAGCAAUCAUACAAGCUCUGGUACUAACAGAGUGUAGUGGUACAAUCCCCACUAGUGGAUAUUGAUGAAUAUAUGAUCUCUCACGUGGGUCAGCGUGAAAUAUGUAAAGACAAAAAACAUCCAAUAGUGCUUGUCAACAUAAAGUGACCAAAGUGCUAAAAAUAGGAAUUGCUACUGAUAUGGCUACUGAUAUGAUUGGUUCACAUAUUCUUUGACAGCGCUUGCAUAUAUGGAAGAAAAUAAACAGUAUAUAGUACUCUCUGUAUGUAAGUACCGGUACAUAUGAAAAUAGAUAAAGAUGUACUUUCAAUUUUUGGAGCAGUAAAAUUGCUCUAUUUUGACAGAGUUAGUGGUACAAUCCCCACCGAGGAUCAGUUGGUGAUGUUCCAAUUUGUAUUUCAGGGUAUACCAGGAACUGAUGAAGGUUAAAAAAUUAAAUUAUAAAAAACAAAUUGGUCCAAAUUAUUAGUGAACUACAGAAGUUUAAUAAAAAUAGUUUAAAAACAGAACAAAUAUAAUCCGCAACGCUUUUCACCAGCAAUACAGUCUUUAUCAAGUGAAAAGUGGGGUACCUGGCAUUAGGUUAUAUAUAUGGGAAGCACAAACUAAAAUUUGGAACCUUAAUGACGUCAUGGUCACGUGAUCACAUUUUUGAUCAUGUGACUAUGUGUGAGAAAACAUAAAUGUACAUAAUAAAAGCUUUAAAACGGGUGCAAUGUGGCUGGAGUAGCCAGAGUGAGCGUAUACACUUGAGAAAACACAUCAUAAGACAGGUAGCAUAGUAUGAUAAUGAUGAGUAUGGUCACGUGAUUGGAGGUAAGUGUCAAGUGAUCAGGACUGAUCAUGGUUGAAGGUCAAAUUUGAACUGAAUUGUGCACGGAUUUGGUUGAAGUUCAAAUUUGGGCUGAAUUGUGACGGAAUUUGUAGCGAAACUCAUUCACACGUAGCUUUUCUGCUUAUCAGAAUGAGGGAUGGCCAGAGAGAAGGCCAGGUGUCUUUCCUAUGGACAUUUACUGACUUUAUAAGCAAACUUUCUCUUAACAUGGAAACAUGGACAUGCUUCAGCAGCAAUUAUUGAAUUCCUUUACACUCCUCACUCCAGUAAGAACUCCAGUAGUAUUUACUCCAUAGAAGUGCUCUCCUUGAAAGUAUCACCUUCUGACUUUCCCUGACCUCACCUGCCAUCCAUACUAUGUUUGUUUUAUGGCACUUGUGAUAUAAUAGGGAUAAUAAUGGAAUAUAACUUAUUUAUUAGAGCAAUGGCCUUGCUUUGUAAGAUCAUCGUAAUUAAACACAUUUCUUUCUCAUUGAUGAGUUUCCUGAAUAUUUACCCAGAUUUUUAUUUCAAUACGGUAAAAAGUCAUCAAACAAAUGAAGGUUUUUCAUGACCUGAUUGCUGAUGGUUUUUAGAUGAUGUUGAAGAUUUUCCGCAUUAUGAAUUCGGAUGCAGAGGAGAGCCCAGUUAA